AUGUCCGAAAACGCCCCCACACGAAGCUUGGAUGACAUCGACCUCGCAGCUUUGAGGGUAAGUACAGCGCGUGCUAAAGCUUCACUGAUGAUUGUCAUUUUUGGAAACUUGUAAUGACUAGUUGUCAGUCUUGAGGUGCUUCCAUCUAUAGCUAACGUUCUAUUUAGGUUAAAUGGCCAGUUGUGGGUUAAGGACAUAUCAUUUUAGAGCUUUUGUUUAAGAUAAUCUUAUUAGCAAGCAGUAUUUGCAUAGGGAGAGGCUAUACGGACAUUUAGUGCCUAAAUUGAUGACGUUUGUCGAGUGGAGAUGUACUGAUUCGGUUCAGUCAGUCGUCCAAAUCUGUCCACGCCAAACUUGGUGCAAAACCACGCCCAUGAGAAACCUAGCAACAUUUAAAGCCGCGCUGAUUGGUCAGAGUUCAGUUGUUCACUGUGACGAAGUAAAGGCGCGGGAGAGAAAGAAUCCCAACCAAAUCAAAACAUUGUCAGCCAUAACUUGCAUUUCCCGAAUUUGGAUAUGAAGUUGCAUUGAACUAUGUAUAUUUUUAGUGAGUGAUUGCAGCCAGUCUAACUGACCAGAUGGAUAGCAUCGACAUCAUGGAUAGUUGCGUUGUUUUUGGAGGUCGAUAAGCUGUGAAGACAAGUGUCAUCGCUAGUUUACAACGCUGAUUGGGCUGAAGCUGUCUAGUAGUGUGCGUUGUCUAGCGUUAGCUUAGUGUGGUUAUGUAAGUGUUUAAGAAAGGACUAUUUUAGGCUGGGUUUCUGUAUAGCACUUUGUGACAUCUGCUGAUGUAAAAAAGGGCUUUAUAAACACAUUUGAUUGAUAGACUAUUGAGAGACUUCGUUUUUGUGCUAGUUGCAUAGCUAGCUCUAGCUAAAUGGGCAAAGCAAGUUCCAUUGAUUCCCAAUUACUGACAAUCAUGUAAUGUUAGCUACUGUAUCUACAGUCACUUGUUGCUUGCCUUCCGUUUAGCUCAUUUCAAAUGAGGCCGGGAAACUGUGCAUCUCCCAUGAUUCCUGGAAUGGCAGGCACCAUCACACUCCCUAUUUGCACUUUCUUCCUCUCAGGUGCAUUUACUUCCAGUCACAGGGAACGUCAGAACUCUGACCAGUCAGCGAGGCUUUGAAUGUUGCUAGGUUACCCGUGGGCGUGGUUUUGCACCAAGUUUGGCUUGGAUAAAAAGGAUUAGGGCUGACCCAAUUUAGUCCUGGACGAUUGUUUGGUCGAUAGGCUGUUGGUCGACCAAGAGUUCUUUAGUGGAGCAGUAGCAAAAAAACUAUCAUGGUGUAGAAGAAACCUGUCUGAUUCGCACUGAGUGGACUGACCCAUUGUGGAGUGGACAGACCCAUUGUGGAGGCCGUGGGGAUGGCACAGUCCAUAAGAACAAUGGUGCAACACUAAUAAAAAUAUGAUUAUUUUAUAACAUGCGCUUUCUCCCUCAUUGGAUAGCGGUCGUCAUCCACGGUUCUGAAACACAUCAGUGCGCUGUUGAAUUGGCGCCUUUUCCUAGAUCAUGUUGCUAUGUGCAUAAUAGCAAAGUUAACCAGCAUAUUGGUGUUGAGAACAAUGCGGCGGAGGCAGCAGCAGAAUGAGAUGAGAAAACAGCCCUUGCCUUAUUAUCUAAGAAAAGUGAGGAGAGAGGAAACCCCAACUUAAUUAGGUCUAUAAUCAAUAGCCUAACUGUUAAAUGUGCCUGGCUUUAUAAAAAAAAGACAGAUCCUGCUUCUGUUGCCUGUUUGAGUGUUUGUUUAGUAGCCUACUGAUUCCGUGAGCACCAAGCCUCACGCAACGGCAUGUCAAGUAAACAAUUUCAAAAAUUAGGCUGUUUUUAAUCGUUGCUUUGCUGUAAUAAAGGCUUUACAUUUUUUUCCCCCCGUUAGAAUAGCGGCUCUGGUAAUAUUUAUAAUUUAUUUAGUGUUUACACUGUUCCAAAUUGUCUGGAAAAUUAUAUUUAUAAUAAUAACGCUCCUUUUUCUUGAUCUCCUUCUUAUUGUUGUUAUUAUUAUUAUUAUUAUUAUUAUGAUGAUCAUUAUAAUAAUAAGUGAUAUCAUUAUCAUUAAUAGGCUUAGUAUAGCAGCCUUGUAUAACCACCAUCGAGCUGUAGACCUAAGAGCACAUCCUGUUUAGUCUUGAUACCGUAACUUACUAAGGCCUAUAUUUCAAUACUUCUAUAGGCUACUGUAUCAAUCGAUCAUUAAUUAGUUAAUGUCAUCACACCGCAUACAAGUCGUUCAUGAUUUGAAAUGCAAUCAAGCAUUUUAAUUUUAAAAUAAAAUAAAGUGAGCCUUGAAUAAUUACCUUAAACAAUAAAUAAACUGUUCCAUUUCGGAAAUUGCAUUCACAAAUUAAUGUGACAGUUUUAAGUCUUUGCUGUAAUAAAGGCGUAACAAAAAAACGUUACAGACUCUCUGGUAUGCUUACACUUUAUUUUGUGUUUACAUUGUUCCAAACGGUCAGAAAUUAUAUUGUAAUAUAUACAGCACCUGUUUGGCAUACAUAAAAUGCAAGCAGCACUUGCUCCUUACCUUAUUAUUGUUGAUCUCUAGUAUUUUCCACAACUAGUCACAUUUAUUCCACACAUCUGAUUUUGCCUUUACCUCCUGAGCAACCUGUAAAUAUUCCCUCAUUUUGAGUGUAUUUGUCACGUCCUCUGCAUCCAUUUGGCUGUCACGUGUUACGGUGUUCAGAGUUUGUUAUAACCAAUUUAUUGAUGUGGGGAGAUUUGGAAAGCCAUAGUCAGUCAAUAAUACUUGUACGAAAGGUUUUAUCUUUAGCUCACAAUCUGUGGAUACUAUACAAUUUAGAAAGGUUCUACAUUUAUAUAAAACAUCACAGCACAAUUGAAAAAUAUAUGGCACAUGAAAACCAAACGAGGGUGGUCUAUGGUGAUAGGUGGGAAGGGCUGAGAGUGGCUGGGGGGGUGGGAUUAAAGAGUUUAUGUUUGGUAAUAUAUUAUUGUUAUGUGAUUGCUUUAUAUAAAAGUACCAUGUACAGUACCAGUCAAAAGUUUGGACAAACCUACUCAUUCAAGGGUUUUUCUUUAUUUUUUACUAUUUUCUACUUUGUAGAAUAAUAGUGAAGACAUCAAAACCAUGAAAUAACACAUAUGGAAUCAUGUAGUAACCGAAAAAGUGUUAAACAAAUCAAAAUAUAUUUUAUAUUUGAGAUUCUUCAAAGUAGCCACCCUUUGCCUUGAUGACAGCUUUGCACACUCUUGGCAUUCUCUCAACCAGCUUCAUGAGGUAGUCACCUGGAAUGCAUUUCAAUUAACAGGUGUGCCUUCUUAAAAGUUAAUUUGUGGAAUUUCUUUCCUUCUUAAUGCGUUUGAGCCAAUCAGUUGUCUUGUGACAAGGUAGGGUUGGUAUACAGGAGAUAGCCCUAUUUGGUAAAAUACCAAGUCCAUAUUAUGGCAAGAACAGCUCAAAUAAGCAGUGAAAUGACAGUCCAUUAUUACUUUAAGACAUGAAGAUCAGUAAAUCCGGAAAAUUUCAAGAACUUUGAAAGUUUCUUCAAGUGCAGUUGCAAAAACCAUCAAGCGCUAUGAUGAAACUGGCUCUCAUGAGGACCGCCACAGGAAAGGAAGACCCAGAGUUACCUCUGCUGCAGAGGAUAAGUUCAUUGGAGUAGGUGUGUCCAAACUUUUUACUGAUACUGUAUGUAAAAUGUCUAUGUACAAUGUAUGUAUACAGUGGGGAGAACAAGUAUUUGAUACACUGCCGAUUUUGCAGGUUUUCCUACUUACAAAGCAUGUAGAGGUCUGUAAUUUUUAUCAUAGGUACACUUAGCAGGUAGCAGCAAACUUUCUUAAUACCAAGUCGGGGAAGAUGGAAGGUUAACAAAAAACACUGUUUACAAAACCAUUUUCCUGUGUUUCAAUUACUCCUAUCUAGCUGAGAGGAGCACCAUAAUUACCCUACCCAGUCCCAGUGUAAUUAUAAUCAUAUCAUAGUAUGGAGCCAUCCCACUUGGCACAAAGUGGUUGAAUCAACUUUGUUUUAACGUAAUCUUUCAACGUAUUUUGACAUGAAAUCUACUUGGAAAAUAGAUUGAAUUUGAAAAAAGUUAUCAACAUAAACUGAUGUUUUGAGGGUGAAAUUGCAACCACAGGAUUAUGUCAUCAUGGUAAUAAAUGUUCAACAUAGACAAACCUUGUAUAAAAUAUGUUGAGUUUGUACCUUUGAAACCAUGUCAGAUCUUCAUCAUUAUAUCCACUAUCAGAAGAAAAGUAAUUGAUACACUGCCGAUUUUGCAGGUUUUCCUACUUACAAAGCAUGUAGAGGUCUGUAAUUUUUUAUCAUAGGUACACUUCAACUGUGAGAGACGGAAUCUAAAACAAAAAUCCAGAAGGUCCCCCUGCUCAAGCCAGCGCAUGUCCAGUCCCGUCUGAAGUUUGCCAAUGACCAUCUGGAUGAUCCAGAGGAGGAAUGGGAGAAGGUAAUGUGGUCUGAUGAGACAUAAAUAGAGCUUUUUGGUCUAAACUCCACUCGCCGUGUUUGGAGGAAGAAGAAGAAUGAGUACAACCCCAAGAACACCAUCCCAACUGUGAAGCAUGGUGGUGGAAACAUCAUUCUUUGGGGAUGCUUUUCUGCAAAGGGGACAGGAUGACUGCACCGUAUUGAGGGGAGGAUGGAUGGGGCUAUGUAUCGCGAGAUCUUGGCCAACAACCUCCUUCCCUCAGUAAGAGCAUUGAAGAUGGGUCAUGGCUGGGUUUUCCAGCAUGACAACGACCCGAAACACACAGCCAGGGCAACUAAGGAGUGGCUCCGUAAGAAGCAUCUCAAGGUCCUGGAGUGGCCUAGCCAGUCUCCAGACCUGAACCCAAUAGAAAAUCUUUGGAGGGAGCUGAAAGUCCGUAUUGCCCAGCGACAGCCCCGAAACCUGAAGGAUCUGGAGAAGGUCUGUAUGGAGGAGUGGGCCAAAAUCCCUGCUGCAGUGUGUGCAAACCUGGUCAAGACCUACAGGAAACAUAUGAUCUCUGUAAUUGCAAACAAAGGUUUCUGUACCAAAUAUUAAGUUCUGCUUUUCUGAUGUAUCAAAUACUUAUGUCAUGCAAUAAAAUUAAUUACUUAAAAAUAUUACAAUGUGAUUUUCUGGAAUUUUGUUUUAGAUUCCGUCUCUCACAGUUGAAGUGUACCUAUGAUAAGAAUUACAGACCUCUACAUGCUUUGUAAGUAGGAAGACCUGCAAAAUCGGCAGUGUAUCAAAUACUUGUUCUCCCCACUGUUUGUAGCAGAAAAGCUGUAAAAAACAAAAAAGAUAUGUGUCCUGGAUGGGUUAAUAAAUAAAUAAAUAUUGAUGUGAUUAUGAUAUGCUAUAGGCACGGCCUGCCUGCUCAUUAGGCAGGAUCAAAUCAAAUCACAUUUUAUUUGUCACAUACACGUUUUUUUUUUUUUUUUUUUUACACGUGUAGCGAAAUGCUUGUGGUUCUAGCUCAGACAGUGCAGUAAUAUCUAUCAAGUAAUAUAUAACAAUUUCACAACAUAUACAGUGAGGGGAAAAAAGUAUUUGAUCCCCUGCUGAUUUUGUACGUUUGCCCACUGACAAAGACAUGAUCAGUCUAUAAUUUUAAUGGUAGGUUUAGUUGAACAGUGACAGACAGAAUAACAACAAAAAAAUCCAGAAAAACGCAUGUCAAAAAUGUUGUAAAUUGAUUUGCAUUUUAAUGAGGGAAAUAAGUAUUUGACCCCUCUGCAAAACAUGACUUAGUACUUGGUGGCAAAACCCUUGUUGGCAAUCACAGAGGUCAGACGUUUCUUGUAGUUGGCCACCAGGUUUGCACACAUCUCAGGAGGGAUUUUGUUCCAUCUCCAAGUCAUUAAGGUUUUGAGGCUGACGUUUGGCAACUACAAUGGUGUUCUUGGGGUCAUAGGUAGCAUUCCUCCUCCUCCAAACAUGGCGAGUUGAGUUGAUGCCAAAGAGCUCGAUUUUGGUCUCAUCUGACCACAACACUUUCACCCAGUUCUCCUCUGAAUCAUUCAGAUGUUCAUUGGCAAACUUCAGACGGCCCUCUAUAUGUGCUUUCUUGAGCAGGGGGACCUUGCGGGCGCUGCAGGAUUUCAGUCCUUCACGGCGUAGUGUGUUACCAAUUGUUUUCUUGGUGACUAUGGUCCCAUCUGCCUUGAGAUCAUUGACAAGAUCCUCCCGUGUAGUUCUGGGUUGAUUCCUCACCGUUCUCAUGAUCAUUGCAACUCCACGAGGUGAGAUCUUGCAUGGAGCCCCAGGCCGAGGGAGAUUGACAGUUAUUUUGUGUUUCUUCCAUUUGUGAAUAAUCGCACCAACUGUUGUCACCUUCUCACCAAGCUGCUUGGCGAUGGUCUUGUAGCCCAUUCCAGCCUUGUGUAUCCCUGGAGAGCUCUUUGGUCUUGGCCAUGGUGGAGAGUUUGGAAUCUGAUUGAUUGCUUCUGUGGACAGGUGUCUUUUCUACAGGUAACAAGCUCCCUUUAAGAGUGUGCUCCUGAUCUCAGCUCGUUACCUGUAUAAAAGACACCUGGGAGCCAGAAAUCUUUCUGAUUGAGAGGGGUCAAAUACUUAUUUCCCUCAUUAAAAUGCAAAUCAAUUUAUAACAUUUUUGACAUGCGUUUUUCUGGAUUUUUGUUUUGUUAUUCUGUCUCUCACUGUUCAAAUAAACCUACCAUUCAAAUUAUAGACUGAUCAUUUCUUUGUCAGUGGGCAAACGUACAAAAUCAGCAGGGGAUAAAAUACUUUUUUCCCUCACUGUAUAUGGAAAUAUUUUGGCUACAGACAGGAUGAUGUUGACCAAAAACAGGUACUUUGUCGAGAGUGCCUUACAAUUUUUGCCAUAACACGAGGCAACAGGACCAAUUUGUUCAAUCAUUUAAGGCGGCACCACAAAUCUUCGUAUGACGAGUGCAAAGCAUCUCAAUGCCCUCCAAAGCAAACAAUCUAUUUCGGAUGCCUUUGCCAGUAUUACACCAUACGAGAAAGGUUCCAAACGGCAGAGAGAAAUCACAGAUUCAAUAACAUUUCACGUCGCCAAAGACAUGGUACCAAUUAACACGGUUACCAAAGAGGGUUUUAAAAACAUGAUCCGGUCACUUGACAAGCGGUAGGUAAUGCCAUCACGCAAGUAUUUUUCUCAAGUUGCCAUCCCAGAGUUGUACGAGAAAUGCAAGGCACAAGUUGAAACAGAGCUGUCACUAGUGGAAUAUUAUACAGCAACAACGGACUUGUGGUCCAGCCGGACAACGGAGCCCUACAUAAGUCUGACCGUACACUUUAUUAAUGAGGACUUCCACCUGAAAAGUCGCUGUUUGCAAACUGCAUUUUUCCCAGAGGAUCAUGCAUACAUCCUGUAUUUUUUAAUAUCACAAUAUAUAUCGCAGAAAAACAAAAUAUCACAAUGUCAGUUAUUUCCAAUAUCGUGCAACCCUAGUAUAUACAUAUGAGAUGAGUAGUGCAAGAUAUGUAAACAUUAUUAAAGUGACUAGUGUUCCAUUUUUUAAGUGGCCAGUGAUUUUCAAUAGGCAGCAGCAGCCUCUAAUGUGCUAGUGAUGGCUAUUUAACAGUCUGAUGGCCUUGAGAUAGAAGCUGUUUUUCAUUCUCUCAGUCCCAGCUUUGAUGCACCUGUACUGACCUCGCCUUCUGGAUGAUAGCGGGGUGAACAGGCAGUGGCUCGGGUGGUUGAUGUCCUUGAUGAUCUUUUUGGCCUUCCUGUGACAUCGGGUGCUGUAGGUGUCUUGGAGGGUGGGUAGUUUGCCCCCGGUAAUGCGUUCGGCAGACCGCACCACCCUUUGGAGAGCCCUGCGAUUGCGAUACCAGGCGGUGAUACAGCCCGACAGGAUGCUCUCAAUUGUGUAUCUGUAAAAGUUUGUGUGGGUUUUAGGUGCCAAGACGGAUUUCUUCAGCCUCCUGAGGUUGAAGAGGCUCUGUUGCGCCUUCUUCACCACACUGUCUGCGUGGGUGGACCAUUUCAGUUUGUCGGUGAUGUGUACGCCAAGGAACUUGAAGCUUUCCACCUUCUCCACUGCGGUCCUGUCGAUGUGGAUAGGGGGUUGCACCCUCUGCUGUUUCCUGAAGUCCACGAUCAUCUCCUUUGUUUUGUUGACGUUGAUUAGGUCAAAAGUAUGACAAUGUAAUGAGACGGACACUUUUUACAUCAUGCAGGUUCUCAGAUCAAAUAGCCUAACCUAAAUGGCUCUCAAUCAAAUACAAAAUGAGCUGUUAUGUUAACAAAGCAACAUAUCCUAAAAACAGGACAGGUCAAAGUAAAAUUGACAUUAUGGAACGGACAAUCACAACUGUUGUACAGGAGUUUCACCCCAUUGUCAUGAUCAGUGGUUUACAUUUUUCUAUCCGUACAUUUUUGACAAGCUGAUCAAAGCGAAAAAUAAAAUACUUCUGCAUUUCUCACUGUGUAAACACAUUGCAAAUAGGCUCGUGAUAACUCCUGAUAAAGUUGGGUAGCUGAUAUUCAGAGCUUAAAUAGCCAAAUUGAUUAGUCACAGGAACCAGGACUAAUAAAGCCAGUGCAAUGGCCUGUUUUACAAAUGGUGGGCCUACCACAUGGAUGGGCAUUCAUAAAAUUCCAUUGCAGGCUGACAUGGUAGGCUACACCCUAGUAAGCACGAGCCCAACAUCUUUUGGAUGUCUGAUUUUGGUCCUGUCUGAACGUCUUUUGGGGGGGUUUUACAAACGGUAGGCUUACCACAGAUGGGCAUUCAUAAAAUUCAAUUUCAGGUAACACUGUAGGCUACACCUCAGUAAUCACGGACUGACGGCGACGCCUUUUGGACAUAUUUUUUUUUUGGUGCAGUUACUGUCUGGACCUGCCUUGAUUUGGGCCAAACAUAGAUAAAUGACUUAUUUUCAACUUUCAUUCAGAAUCGAAAUUGAACCUGAUUUCAACGUCUGGAAAAUAUGUAUUUUUCAACUUCCGGAAAAUAUGCCUUUUCAGUGUCCUGGAAAAUAAUAUAUUUUAAACAUAAGGAAAAUACCUUUUCAACUUUCAUUCAGAACCUAAAUUGAACCUAACUUCAACGUCUGGAAACGUAAUUUGGCUUACUGGGACUAUUAAACCUCUCGGGGCAGCAUUUUUUUGUCUCGCCAAUGGUGGCAGAACGUUAAAGACCCGCCCUGGCUAUAGGUCAGGGGGAGGUCGGGUAAUGUAAUUAUGUGCACGAGCACAAAACACCACAUCUGUCAUUUUUGGCCAGUCCGAACCUGCCAUGGCAGUAAGUUUUACAUGGCAGGAGAGUAACAAUUUCAGCCAGAAUAACCUACUGUUAUUUUUGGCGAACUCCAAUGUCCUCUGAUAAUACUAGUCCUGUGCGAAAUGACAUCCCUGUGUUUUGAGAGAAAUGUCUGAGUUCGACAGGUGUUGCUCGCAGUUUGCGCAAGAAAACAAUAACUGAUUGGAUAAAUUGAACUAAGUGCUGCUAAGCUAUAUAUGAAUGGCCUACAUGUAGCCUAUCAACUUUCACAUGGAAUGCUUUUGUUUAUAUGUUUUGUGCGUAUGAAUUGAAUAUUGGCAAAUGCAUCAGUAAAAAAUAAUGAGCCUAUUUAAUGCAACUGUUAAUAGAUCGCAAAGCAGCAGCAUACAACUGACCUAAACGUUUGGAAAGUUAACUUUCUCAUCCAUAGCCUUAAAAUGCAUCUCAAGUGCAAUUGCACUAUUUAGCUCACAUCUGAAGGCUUGGGGCAUUUAGGACGUUCUGCGGAUUGUAAAAAUAUCCUAAUGAUUAUGAUCACACUUCCUCAAUUCAAAUAUUAUGGCAACAAUAUAGGAAAUAUGGUUUGGUAUGGUUUAGAUACUUGGGAACCAAGCUCGAGUUAUCAGUGUGGCCCUAUCACCUGGACAUGUUGAAAUACUGUAUCUUCACGCGUAGAAUAAAACCCCCCAAGCCUCCUUCAUAACUGUCAAUUUAUUGGAGAAAAAAAAGAAGAAUUACAGGGGGCAGUUUGGAUUUUUUUUAUCCCGUCCGAGUCCUCCUGUGGAAUUGUCGGACAUUCUGAAGUAAUAAUUACAUAACCAACGUUCUCUAGUAAUACUAGUCCCAUGCAAAUAGGUAUUUGGUCACGUGCGCAUUUAAAGAGAGCAAGGGUUGAGGGAAUAGGGAAUGUUUUUCCUAAACAAAUGAGGGAUUUCGGUAACAGAACUUUUCUGUCAUAAAUGGCUGUAAUUAUGUUCCAGCUUCAGCAACACGGACAGCGCGAUAAACACUUUGAUGUUCUGUGGUGGUCGCUGCAGCAGGGAGGAGAGAGAGAACGGGUCCAUCACUCGCUGUCUUUAUUUUUUUACAUAGCGUAGCAAGUCUGAGCCCGGCCCAAUCAAAUCAAUUGCUGGUCGGACACCCUCUAGUCAUUUGUGUCUUAAUUAUUUAAUCAAACCGUGUGCUUAAAGCAUCAGACAAGCUCAGUGAAUAUAGUUGAUUUGAUUAAAACACAUAGGAUGUGUUAAUAUAUGGAAAAAUACACGUUUAAAAAGUGGUCGAAAGAACAGAGGACUCUUGGUCGACUAAUACUUUUUUUUGUCAGGGACAGCCCUAAAAAGGAUGCGUCCUAAUGAGCCCAGCUAGUGAGUUUAUGCUUGUGUCUAGAACCUGCAGCGAGAUUUUCAAACAUGUCUGCCGAUGUUGGAAUCAUUAAGAUUUUAUGAGUAAUUAUUUAUUUUUUUACAAAAAUGUAACAUUUGACAUUAAUGCUGUAGUUGUACAUUUUCGGUGAAAAUCACUACAAUAAAUGUGCUUUAGCUUUCACCCUGGCCUGAUAUUGGCUACACUAUCUAUAGUGAGCUAUAUAUGAGCUACUCAUACAUUUCUUCCUAGCUUUCAAAUAGGCACUGUUUGUAUUUUCCCUAAUUCUGUUUUCUCCGUUUUAUUUUUCCCGUUUUGGGAUUUUCUAAACGUUUUUCACUCUAAAUUACAGUUAUUCAUAGAAAAAACAAUUACAAUGAAUGUUAUGUGUCCAUGUCAAUUCUUAAAUCGCAACAGAAGACAAUUGAGGGCUGAAAAAUAACUAACACAUUUAGAUUUGAGUGUAAUACCCCUUUAAUUGCCCAUUUUGUGAGAGAGGAACAUGCUGGUCUAGGGAUGUUUUUGCUGCUGCAUAUGUCUUGAUAGAGUUUGCAAAUCAAAAUCAUACCCGAUUGAUACAAAUAGUCAUAAUAUAAUUCUGCCAGGUAAGCCUACUUUGCAGUUAACCUUCUCAAUUAAAUGUUUUGGGGAAAGUCUUUCUGUCUACCCAGAAGACAGUUAUCAUUAUCGCUAACUGGCUACACAAAGUAAAUUAUAGGGAAAUGCGUGCACCACACAUACAUACAGGGGCAAUAUUGAUGGAACUUAAUUGGCAGAUAUUGUGCUUUUUAACCCAAUUCUGGCUAAGGGAGGGAUAAUGUGGAUUUGAUUGGAUAGAGCUUGAGCUGUCUGAUACUUGAGAUUUGUUUGACAGUUUGCUGUGGAACACGUGAAAAAUACAUUCACGAUCAGAAUUGUUUGGUGAGCUAGCCUACUCAUAGGUGGGCUGCGAGCUACUGGGACCUGUUGGAGACCCCUGGUCUAGCUACUUCCCUCUCCUUACUGCGGCAAGCAGGAGCCAAGGACACGUUGCCCCGUGUUGUUGGCUUGCAGCGCAAAAUCUCCCCUAUUAAGCAGGGUAGACAGUAUCAUGGUGACAUCCAAAUGGUUACUACAAAUAAUAUUACAUUUACAUUUUAGUAAUUUAGCAGACACUCUUAUCCAGAGCGACUUACAGUUAGUGAGUGCAUACAUUUUCAUACUUACAAGUUAUUUCUCCUGUAGGCUGCAAUCCGACUCGAAAUAAAAUAAAGUGGGGUGGAACAAAUUGGAGAUGGUGACUAGGGCUGUUACGGUGACCGUAUUACCCACACACCUGUGGUCAUGAAGGCAGUCAAAUUCCACGUGACUGUUUAGUCACGGUAAUUAGGCUUCUCCAAGCUCUGAUGCUGCUGAUGGUCAUUAGUAGCCUACCAAACUUGCUAACUGCCUGGUACUCAGCACUCCAUUGUCCCUCUAACCACUCUGACAUCAAUACAAAUGUAAUCUAAAAUCAAACACUUAAUGAGAGCGCAUGAGCUCAUGUUGCGCAACAUUUCUAUAGGCUAUGCAAUUGCAUGUGGCCUACUAUAUUUAUUUCUCAACUUUCCUAAUAUUAAGCACAUUGCUUCUCUUUACAACAGCAGUAUAGCCGACUUGGCUGGCAUAAAAAUGAACCACGGGAAAAGCGUCCUCCGUUCGCUAUUUAAGUGCAUAGAUGUAUUUUUUCCCCUGCCCCUGUUUCGAGAUAGGUGCAUGAUAAUGGUCCAUUCUAAAUCAAAACAGAUUCCACACACAUUAUUUUGUAUAUGUAAAGACACGAUUAAAUCAAGAAUAGUCUGCUGGGUGACAAUAUUAGCCUAUCACUUGUGAAUUAUAUAUUAUCACUUGUGAAUGAUGCCCAUCGUAAGGCAAAAAACAAUGCCUUUUUUUUCUUCUUGACUUUUUUGAAUCAUAGUCGCACACCUCAUUUAGCCUAGUCCAUAGGCCUAUAUGUUUUGAUAAGGUUUGUAUCACAACUAAAGUGGCCAAAUAAUUCUUAAAAUUAAGCACAUUAAUCCGCUUUACAAGGGGUGUAGAGCCUAACUGGCAUACAUAAGCAGCGCGUGAGUUUCAAGUUUUAGGGAGAUAAUUUUCACCAUAGAAAUGCACCUUCAUAAUAAAAUUUAUAUAUAUAAUCGCAUUUGCGAUUCCCGCUAAUGGAACAUUUGCGCUUAUAGCCUACUGCCGUGUGCGCAUUGCUGCGCUUAUAAUAUGAAGAAAUAGCCUAAUAGUUUAUCAAUGUUGCGUAAAAAAGGUUUUUUGAUGCUAGUGGUUGUAUUAAUUUGGGAUCUUUCGCAUCCCACAACUGGCCCAGACUAUGUUUGGAAUAUUUAUUUCUCGCACAGAAUAGAAUAGGUCAACUUUUGUACUAUGGGGAUAGUAGAUUGACAUAGGCUAGUGCUUUUGUUGUUCGUUAGGCCUACACAUCUUGUUGGCUGACAAAGUAAAUGUGGACAGUUCUUCCAAUAUCUUCAAUAUGCACCUCGGAAUUGGAUAAGGACACGCGCAGUUGCAUUGCCGAUGUGUCUCUUCACUUGUAGCCUGUGUGAGAGACCCGGUCACGUGAUGGAGAGCCAUGUGAGUGAGAGGUGCUUCGCAGCACUCGGGGAGAAGGGAAUUAUUAUAUUUAGCCCAAGGGCACAAUGGCCACUGGCCGCAAAAGGCAUGGAUUUUUUUAGGGGGUAUUAUGGCCACACAAAGGGGAUGCCGCUGGGAAAUUCAAGGCAUUAUCAAGUGCUUGUCAAAUUGUGAAUGAGAGACUGAUGACGUGUGUGUACAGCCUGCGCAAAAAAACAAAGCAGAGCUCAUGCCUUUCCUGUGACAUUUUUCAAAUCAUCAUCAGGCAGCCUUACAAUGUAUUAAAAAUCAAAACAAUAUAGCCCAACAUUUAUAGAACAACUAAAGUUACAUUAAUAACUCUAAAUUAAGCAUAUAGGAGUACCUAUUUCUUUGUUAACCGCUCAACACAGAAUAGUCGCAUGUGCACACUCCUUCAAAUCGUUUGGAGAAAAUAUCCUUUCUAUUUUAUUCAGCUUUGUUCAAUUGUAUUCUUCAUACUAUAAAAUAAUUUAAAACAAUGCCACGGAAUUCUAAGCAAAUCUUGUCUGCCAAAUGAACUAGUGUAGCACACAGCCAUAAUGCAUAGCUAGAUCAGGACCUAACAUAAGGACAACUGAGUGUGCUAUUCUGGUCUUCUGAAAUAGUCUACAUUUUCUUCAUAUCAUGUUUCUUUAGACCUGUCUAAAAUAAAGAAUGGAUUUAUUGUGAAGGUGUAGGCUAUAUUACAUAGAUUUAUUAGACUUUUUAAAAUGUAGAUGUUCCAAAGGUCUGCAUCAGUGGCUUGUAGGCUAUGUGUGGAAGCUAGGAGAUGCUAAAUGUGCUCAUGUUAAUUAACGGUCAAUUACCGUGAGACCGGCAGUUAUUUGCUUGACAAUCACCGGCUGACUAAAUUUAGUGACCGCCACACCCCUAUUGGUUACCAAAUCCAUUUACAUGUCCAGUCCGCCCACAUUAGUCGCUGCUUAACUCCAUCGUAAAUUGUUCAAUUUAGUCAGCUACUUCCUUGUAGCCGUUUUCUUUUUUGCAUCAUCAGAAGUAGAAAAUGUAAUCUAAAAAACAUUCCUAAAAGGGGCUAUCAAAACCUGAUUUUGAAAUAGAUUUCUAAAACUCACUGAUUUUGACUGUACUCUGUGGUGGAUUGUAAAACACCUGUUUGCAUGUUCCAAAUCCAUCAAAAUUAGAAGUUGAACAUAAAGGAUAAACAAACCCAGAUCUUCGGUUGCUGACUCUCUGGGACCAUAUACUUUUAAGGUAUCUGUAAAAUGAGAUUCAUUUGUAAUGUGGGCCAUCAUUGAGGUUGGCCAUUCUAAUACCAUGAUCCGGUGUCAGUAUAUCGUCAAACAAAGACUAAGAAGCAUCUAACAGGGUAGAGUAUAGUUUGAUAAAGGGUGAUUUAAUAUAUACCGGUAUCUCUCACCAACACACUCUAGCAAUUUAAGUACAACGAGUUACAGACCAGACCUCUCCAUGCAAUGCUAUUUAAUUCUCCAUUUUGAGAGAGAGAGGGCUCUGAGAGAGAUGAUUCACUUGAGCUUAUUGUUUGAUAGCUGUCCUUAUAACACCCACUCUUCCUGCUGCACAUAAACACACACACACACACACACACACACACACACACUCACAUGCCUGCAAGUAUAACCUACAGUAGGCUAGUAAUAGUGCAUGACUAUAAUUUCUCUUUCUGUAGAAGACUCAAAUAUUACAGUGGUGUAGUUAGUAGAAUAGGCUACAUUCUUCAUGAGACCCCACAACAGAACAUAUCAGGUGGUCUGACAAGUGUCAACACACAUUGAAUCGACGCUUACCUUCAACUAUCAAAUCUGUUCUAGGCUAUUUCUUGCCCGACCGCCCCCUUGCAGACACCGUUGUUGUUUUUCAUUAUUUGACAUUUUUGAUGGUACAGUGUGAGUCUAAAGGCCUCAUUAUUUGUGAAUGUGAUAGGCCUACUUGUCCAGGGAGAGAGGAAUACUAGCUGAAUAUUCAAAUUGUCGGAUAGCUGGUUUUCUCUAGGUAAGUACACACACAUUAGGGGGGGUCUUCUGACACACGCAAAGAUCCAACAGCAUUGUCAAUGGAUGGAGUUUGCACUUCUGCACCCAAGUUAAGUUGUGGGAAGUGACGUUACCAGUUGGUCCACAAUGUGUUGCUCUCAUGCUCUGUCUGUGAUCAGUGUUGACAGUUUGUUGCUGGUACAGCCCUCUGCACUCCUUAGCUUUAAUACAGCUCCACCCUCCCCCUCAAUCUCUUUCUUUCUUCCCUCUCUUCCCACUCUCUGUGUUGGACGUGGGCGAUGCUGCCAUCUCUCUCUCCUCCCUCUGGAUGAUCUCUAUAUUAGCCUCCUCUAUUCCAUCGUUCCCUUUCAUCCCUGUCAUUCCAUUAAUUUCCCCUAUUUUGAACACUUGUACUCCAGUGCUUUUACUCCAACCCUUUUGGCAGUCUGUUGAUCCUGCUUCUCCUGCUCAUAGUGCUCCUCUUACACACAGUAUAGAUGAAGUAAUUGGACCAUUUGUCAUUCCCAUUAGGUAUAUGUUUAUUUAAUAUUUUUCUCUCAAACCCCCUAGCUCUAAUCUAUUUAUGCCUCAUUCUCUUGUGCACCUCUCUCUCACCUCUCCUUGUAUGAUUUCCCUCUGUUAAAGACAGACACUUGAAAAAGUCAGGAAUAGACAGACCCAUUAUUGAAACAAUAUGAAAGCAGGAUGGUCACGCUGAACAUUUCCAACCUAAAGCAGCAGCAGCCCCACCGCCCACAGAUCCUACACAGGCCAUAUUGAAUCACACUGAAAGUGGAACCUUUGUCUGUUUUUUGCCCUCUCCAGGGAAAAAAGCGAUGACUGAUUUUAAUAUUUCGCUUGAAGUAGCCAUUAUGAAUGUCACCUGUGGUUUUUAUCUUAUGGUGGGGAUAAAAUAGAAAAGUCAAUUACUCCCUUUCCUAUAAUGCAAGUGGUGGAUGGAUGAUGUCAAGAGCUUUUAUGUGACUCAAAACAUCUCAAUAUCUCUCAGGCCUCCUUAUUUGUGUGGUCUAGGCCUACAGUGCCUUCAAAAAGUAUUCAUACCCCUUGACUUAUUCCACAUUUUGUUCUAUUACAGCCUGAAUUAAACAUUUUAUUAAAUUGAUUUUUUCUCUCGCCCUUCUACACACAGUACCCCAUAAUGACUCCUAAUGAGUGCCUUAGACCACUCCUGAGUGGUGCAGUGGUCUAAGGCACUGCAUCGCAGUGCUAACUGUGCCACUAGAGAUACUGGUUCGAAUCCAGGCUCUGUCGCCGCCGGCCGCGACCGGGAGACUCAUGGGCGGCGCACAAUUGGCCCAGCGUCGUCCAGGGUAGGGGAGGGAAUGGCCGGCAGGGAUGUAGCUCAGUUGAUAGAGCAUGGCGUUUGCAACGCCAGGGUUGUGGGUUCGAUUCCCACGGGGGGCCAGUAUAAAAAAAAUAUGUAUUCACUAACUGUAAGUCGCUCUGGAUAAGAGCGUCUGCUAAAUGACUUAAAUGUAAUGACAAAUCGAAGACAUGUUUUUAUAAAUUUUUUCAAAUGUAUUGAAAAUGAAAUGCAAAAAUAUCUAAUUUACAUAAAUAUUCACACCCCUGAGUCAAUACUUUGUAGAAGCACCUUUGGCUGCGAUUGCAGCUGUGAGUCUUUCUGGGUAAGUCUCUUAAGAGCUGGAUUGUGCAACAAAUUAUUCAAGCUCUGUGAAAUUGGUUGUUGAUCAUUGCUAGACAACCAUUUUCAAGUCUUGCCAUAGUUUUGACUUGAAUCUACUUGAAAACCUAACUCAGCCACUCAGGAACAUUCACUGUCUUCUUGGUAAGCAGCUCCAGUGUAGAUCUGGCCUUCUGUUUUAGGUUAUUGUCCUGCUGAAAGGUGGAAAGCAGACUGAACCAGGUUUUCCUUUUAGGAUUUUGCCUGUGCUUAGCUUUUUUUAUCCUGAAAAACUCCCCAGUCCUUAACAAUUACAAGCAUACCCAUAACAUGAUGCAGCCACCACUAUGCUUGAACAUAUGGAGCGUGGUACUCAGUAAUGUGUUGUGUUGGAUUUGCCACAAACAUAACACUUUGUAUUCAGGACAAAAAGUUAAUUGCUUUGACAAAUUUUUUGCAGGAUUACUGUAGUGCCUUGUUGCAAACAGGAUGCAUGUUUUGGAAUAUUUGUAAUAUGUACAGGCUUCCCUUUCACUCUGUCAAUUAGGUUAGUAUUUUGGAGUAACUACAAUGUUGUUGAUCCAUCCUCAGUUUUCUCCUAUCACAGCCAUUAAACUCUAACUGUUCUAAAGUUACUGUUGGCCUUAUGAUGAAAUCCCUGAGCGGUUUCCUUCCUCUCCGGCAACUGAGUUAGGAAGGACAUCUGUAUCUUUGUAGUGACUGGUUGUAUUGACACACCAUCCAAAGUGUAAUUAAUAACUUCACCAUGCUCAAAGGGAUAUUUUUUUACCCAUCUACCAAUAGUUGCCCUUCUUUGCGAGGCAUUGGAAAACCUCCCUGGUUUUUGUGGUUGAAUCUGUGUUUGAAAUUCACUGCUCGACUAAGGGACCUUAAAAUUAUCUGUAUGUGUGCGGUACAGAGAUUAACAUGUUAAACACUAUUAUUGCACACAGUGAGUCCAUGCAACUUAUUAUGUGACUUGUUAAGCAAAUUUUUGCUCCUCAACUUAUUUAGGUUUGCCAUAACAAAAGGGUUGAAUACUUAUUGACUCAAGACAUUUCAGCUUUUCAUUUUUAAUUAAUUUGUAAAAAUGGGGUGUUGUGUGUGUGUGUGUGUAGGCCAGUGACAAAUCUCAAUUUAAUCCAUUUUAAAUUCAGGCUGUAACACAACAGAAUUUGGAAGAAGUAGAGGUGUGUGAAUACUUUCUGAAGGCACUCUAUAUGUUUGCCAGUCUAUUCAAAUGCUCACCAUGUCUGUCUCGCCAUCUUGUCUCCCAGUCCGUCUGGCCUGGUGGUCUGGUGUCUCUCGGUCCGACUAUCUUAAUUAAUCUGUCCAUCUUUUUUUCCAGGACCCAGCAGGGAUCUUUGAGCUGGUGGAGGUGGUGGGCAAUGGGACUUAUGGACAGGUGUACAAGGUAAGACAAGACAUAUGGAUGGGGCUUGGAUCAGCGAUCCAACAUGGGAGGUGAGGGACACUGAACCACCGAGCCAGUUGAAGCUUAUAUUGAGGCUGUCUGAGUGGCUCCCCCUAUCAAACCCUCGUUGUGGUAGGAAGUCUGAGAUUAGGCCAGAUUAGUGCAGCUGUGCUGGACCACGCUGAGGCUGUCAGUCUGAGGAGCCGAGGAGACGGGUAGUGGUAAUGAGAAUAUGGAGAGAACUAAAAAGUAGAGAUAGAAAAUGAUGUGGUGUAACAUACAGCAUAAUCACUUUCAAAACAGAUUUAACCAGGGCAGAGUUCCUUUAACUAUUCGAAUUUCUGCUCGAAGUUAGGAUAUAUUUUUAGAGCUGACAUCUGCUGUACUAGCCUUCAGUUUCUUGUUUUGAUUGAUUGAGAACUCUGUCUUAACUGGUCAAACUUUUGGGGGCCUGGAACACAUUUUGUGAUAGCAAAGUCAUCAGGGACCCCCCUCAUAAUCAUAACACAACUCGAGUGAGAUGAGAAAUGGCAUACAAGGAGUUCUACUAUGACUUUGGCAGGGCAUGGCCGGACGAACCAAGUCUCGGGCCCUUGGAAGGAACCCUUUUUUAGCAACAUUUUCAAAAAUAGUAUUUUGCAGUUUUCAAGCUAAUUUCCUGCAGUUCUACACAUUUUGUCAUGGGGCAGAGUUUUUGUUGUUGCAGAUUUAAGGCCAAAAUCCUGCAAUUCGACACAUUUUGAGACAGAGAGAAUAAAUAUUAGUUUUGAAGCUUGAAUUACUGUGCAUUUAUAUUCAAAAACAUUUUAAGCGGAUACAAUAAGUAUUAAGUAGAAAAAUGUAUAUUUGGUGGAGUACUGUGAAUACCAAUAUCCCUUUGAGCCUCCCAGGCCCAUGUUUCCCAGGGUUAAGAACAUAAAUGUUUGAUUGAAGGAGCUAUAUGUAAUAUUUUUGCAUUGUAAUUUCAGAAAAUGUCCUUAAUAUACCUACAUUAAUAGUGGAAUGAUGGUGUUUCACAAUAUUUCCCCCCCCCAAAAGGCUAUUGGGUACACACAAAAUUGCAUUCCAAUGAUGCAGCCUUCUUAUUGGUCAAAAAAAGACAGACCGUCUCCUGUUGUCAAAUUGACUUGUUUGCUGGCCCCAGUCAAUUUGACAACGAGACGGCCCAUCUUUUGUUGACCAAUAAGAAGGCUGCACCAAUAGAAUGCAAUUUUGUGUGUGCCACAAAAAAACGUUGGUGGAAAAAAAUCUGAAACACUAUCAUUCCACUAUUACUGUAGAUAUAUUGAAGACAUUUUCUGAAAUUACAAUGCAAAAAUAUUACAUAUAGUACCUUUAAUAUUAUUAUAUUGUAUUACACCCUAUAAACCUAUUCCACGGAUCCCUUGGCCAAAAUUAGCUUAAUCUGUUAGUAAUAUUCAUAAAAAAAGAUUUGGCCACGGACCUCCUGCAGUACCUCUACAGACACCACUUUGAGAACCCCUGUGUUAAGAUGAUCAAGUCUGCUCUGCCUUUAAUCAGGGGCGUCACGUUAAGACGGGCCAGCUGGCUGCCAUCAAGGUAAUGGACGUGACAGAGGAAGAAGAGGAAGAGAUCAAGGCUGAGAUCAACAUGCUGAAGAAGUAUAGCCAUCACCGCAAUAUUGCCACCUACUACGGAGCAUUCAUCAAGAAGAGCCCACCUGGACAUGAUGACCAUCUCUGGGUCAGUCUGAUGGCUGUUGUCCCUGUCUGGUGGUAUAAUCUGAGGGAGAGCUUCAUUAUUUAAUGGGCUCUCUCUGAUAUCCAUGAAUGGCUUAAUGCACAGAAACAAGAUUAGGAUUACUGCAGGCAGCAUUAUUUAUUACAGUGAACAUUGCAGUGUGUCUGUGUGUAUUUAUGUGUGCUAAGUUCCUUCCUGUCUGUGUAUAGCUGGUGAUGGAGUUCUGUGGGGCGGGCUCUGUGACAGACCUGGUGAAGAACACCAAGGGCAACUCUCUGAAGGAGGACUGGAUCGCUUACAUCUGCAGAGAGAUCCUUAGGGUGAGAACCACACUGCACCCAACUGUAGAACCAUUGCACAACAGUCUGAGUCUUUAGGCCAAGCACCAUCACAGAUUCCCUCCAGAGGGUGUCAAACCCCUGACUGAACUCUGACCCUUCUUUGAUACCCAGGGCCUCUCGCACCUCCACCAACACAAGGUCAUCCACAGAGACAUCAAGGGCCAGAACGUGCUGCUGACGGAGAAUGCAGAGGUCAAACUCGGUGAGAUGAUGGAUGCUAAACUGUUCAUGUGUUUGCUCUGCUGCUUCUUGUGUGUUGUUUACAUGGGUUUAUAUGUACAGUGUGUUGGCUUGUUGUGAUGAAUAUGUAAUCCUGAGCCCUAUACUAUGAAUCUAGUUUGAGGAGUUAGUGAGGUAACUUUGGUCAACUCUGAGUUCAACUCGGGAUAACCGGUACCACAAAAGUGGCUCACCUUUUAGCCAGGUACAUUUCUAUGGCAACGAAUCCUUCAGAUCUAAUCUGAUCCAGGGCAGGCUAACUCAGGGCUAACUACAUUUAUCCUGAAUGUAGUGUCUGAGCGGCGAGUUGAGGACCAAUGAAAUCAGAUUCCCUCCCUCUCUCAAAGAUGGCGUGAUCAUCCACUUCACCUGAACAGCUUCUAUACCCAAGCCAUAAGACUGCUAAAUAGUUAGGUAUAUACUUAACGAAUAGCUACCUGGACUAUCUGCAUUGACCCUUUUUGCACUCUUUUGACUGAUCACAUACGCUGCUACUGUUUAUUAUCUAGCCUGUUGCCUAGUCAUUUUAUACCUACCUAUAUGUACAUGUCUACCUCAAUAACCUCGUACCCCUGCACAUUGACUCGGUACUGGUACCCCGUGUAUAUAGCCAAGUUAUCGUUACUCAUUGUGUAUUUAUUCCUUGUUAUUAUUUUUCUAUUAUUUCUCUUUUUCUCUCUGCAUUGUUGGGAAGGGCCCGUAAGUAAGCACUACACUGUUAGUCUAGAUUUGUUAAAAUACCUAUCACGUUGUAUGACAAAUGAACGUCACGCACAGAAACCUUUUGUAUGACUUAAUACAAUUAUUUUAUCAAUAGGAGUGUGGAGAAAGGUGGUCAUGUAUUGAUAACCACAUCAAAGCACACCAAAGUAAUAAAAUAAGGACGCCAUUUCUGAAAGUCUAUUUCGCACGAUAGCCUGCUGAAUUUGCAAGAUACAUUUUCUUUCAUUUUGAUUUCAGCAAAAAUAUAAAUGUGGCACUGACUCUCCCAUGGAUUGAUAUUUCAGCAUUUUCUCAAUGAAGAGUUUGGCGUUCAACUAGCCACGUGCAAGAUGCACGCGCAGUUACAAGCCUGCUAGAGUUAGCGGCAGGCGGUCGAGCAAUAUACACCGUAGUACGGAUGAAGCCUGAGCUGGAAUGGGAAGCUAACUGAAGCUGGCUAACUUUAGAAAACACUGAGUAGCUCUAGCUGGCUUCGUAGUAUACCCCUCUGCUCUUUGUGCCUGUAUGUUAUCCUCCAGUGUGUGUUUACAGCAGAUUUCCUCAGUCUAUACAAUGUGCUUAAUUGACUCACCCUCAGGCACACUAUGUAUUUGUAUUAUGUCUUUAUCUACAACUUAAUUAAAUCAAGACUUGAAACGUCAAAAAAGAGAGAAUAGCUGCUAAUAUUCUACUACUAAUACUGACUUCUGUCCUCUUCACUGUGGCCAGUGGACUUUGGGGUGAGUGCUCAGCUGGACAGGACCGUUGGGCGCAGGAACACCUUCAUCGGCACGCCUUAUUGGAUGGCCCCUGAAGUCAUCGCCUGUGACGAGAACCCUGACUCCACCUAUGACUACAGGGUAAUGACCCCUUUCCAUCCUAACGUGUGUCUGUGUCUGUCUGUGUUUGAGAGUGGCUACUAAUUCUCACCUGUGUGUCCACAGAGUGAUAUCUGGUCCCUGGGGAUCACAGCCAUAGAGACGGCAGAGGGAGCUCCUCGUAAGUACAGUGCACCCACACACACAUCUGACUCCACUUUAUUACCCUAUUCAUCUACAAACACACAGACACGCAGCCACAAAACAGCUUUAUCUCCAACUCUCAAGAACACAUUCCGCAUAACAUAAGCCUGCAGUGGAGAGAUUGAAUAAUCUUCCUCCCAAAUUAUAAAACUCCUGUCUCAUUAUUGGCCCAUAAAUCAAGCCCUGUGUUUAAGAGAUGGCUCAUUCACCACUGUGCUGCUCGUGUAAUAUACGAGGUGAGGGGGCUAUUGAUCUGUGGUGCUAGAGUGCCUACUUUAUAUCAAACCACAAAACACAACUACAAGCAUAUACAGUGCAUUCGGAAAGUAUUCAGACCCCUUGACUUUUUCCACAUUUUGUUACGUUACAUCCUUAUUCUGAAAUUGAUUAAAUAAAAAAUUUUCCUCAUCAAUCUACACAUAAAUGGCAAAGCAAAAACAGGUUUUUAGAAAUUUUAGCGAAUGUAUAAGAACUUAAAAACAGAAAUACCUUAUUUACAUAAGUAUUCAGACCUUUUGCUAUGAGACUCGAAAUUGAGCUCAGGUGCAUCCUGUUUCCAUUGAUCAUCCUUGAGAUCAACUGUGGUAAAUUCAAUUGAUUGGACAUGAUUUGCAAAGUCACACACCUGUCUAUAUAAUAUAUUUUGAAUUCAGGCUGUAACACAACAAAAUGUGGAAUAAUUCAAGGGGUAUGAAUACUUUCUGAAGGCACUGUAUCACCGCACACUGGUCCCACUGUAGGCAGCUUUGAAGGGGGGAUGCCUGCCUGGAGAAGGAGUCUCUCUCGGCAGCCUGGUGCUCCUGCUGUUGCUGUGCCCACCCAGUAUGCAUGACAUAGCCCAUGGGUCGUUCCAUGAAAUUAGUGCCUUUUUGUGUCCCUUUUGAUAUUUUAAGUAGAAAUUGUGCACAAAAUGUUUAUUUUAAAAGCCUGUGAUAUUAAAUGAAGAGCCCUCUAUAUAGACCACAUGAAAAAUUAAAUUAUUCCGAUUUUUUUAUAUGAAUGAAGACUUGCUAAAAUUAAGCAUUUUGACAUAACCCUCUGUGCACCCUUUGUGACUUCUAGGAAGAUUUUUACCCACUUAAGUUUUCACCAUCAUUGUAAAGCCCUAGUUAUUAUGUUGCUUUGACAAAGUCAUUUCUUGCAAUUAUUAUUUAUUUAAUGUUAUUAUUGAUUCCUUUUAAGGUGAAACAAAAAAAACUGUUCCCUCAUUUUAAGGUCAACCCUGUUACGUGAACUGAACGCAUUUUAAUAUGGUGAAACUGUUCAUUAAAAAAAAAGUUUUUUCUAAAGAAUCAUUUUAACAUCUUAUGGUCAAACCCUAGUAUAAAAGCAGGUGAGCUGGUUCUACUCUUUUUGGCCAUGUUCUGGUGUUUUGUGGUAGAAAACUGAGUGGGUCAAGCAUAACACGUCAACCCUGUUACCCAUAGAUAGACAGGCUAGAAAUGUUUUAAUUUAAUUUAUGAAGCUUGCAUUCAAUUUCCCCUCGCUGUUGCACACAUACUUCCAUUCCCCCUGUCACAAGGGGAUUCAUGGCAGAUUUGAAGAUGAAAUUGUCAACCGUGUUACUUUACUUGGCACUUAAUAGUCAUUUAUUUUAUUUAACCUCUUGAGAUGGGGAUUUUAUUUAUUUAUUCAGUUGAACAUGUGCUCUUUAUGACAGAAUGUUAAAAUUUGGUGAAACACAAUUUUUAUUUUUAUCACCAAGUUACACAACUCAAAAGGCACCCAAUUGGUGAAACAUCCCCCUUACAGGCAGGUCAACAGUCAAGGGCUGUUAUUGUUGCAAGGCCUGUUGUCGAUGGUGUGCUGUCAUGAAUUAUGCAACAUGGACUUACAUUCUCACUAAUACUGUGUUAGUUUCUACUGGUUACUGUGGGAUACUACUGGCUAAUUGUUAGCUAGCAUUGCUGUUGUUUUUCAAAACCUUACCAAACCACCCUGUGGUCUGACAGGAGCAGACUGGUUUCACUUAUUUGAACAAACCAAUAUACAUUCUGUUGUGUUGACUAGAUGUGCAAAACAGGUUAAAUGUGCCCGUCUGUCUGUACAGGCGUCUGUCUGUACAGGUAUCACAUUUCAGUUCCCACAGAUACAUAUACGGCACAAACCCUACAUGUCGACAGUAAGGAACGACCAACUUAAACUGGUCAUGUAAUCAUUGUGUAGUCACAAAGUGCUGAAAUGAAACCCACUGCAUGCCUUGGGCAGUAUCAGAAGUAAUGCCAGUGUAUGCAUUUUAUUGUUGAGCUGAUAACCUAACCAGACAGAUUUGCUAGCUACGCUGGGAAGACAAUGAGUAACAGUGUUGCUCAAACAAGACAAUGGGGCAAUAGGUGUGAGGCAACAAAGUAAGGAUCGGGAUUAGGAAGACCACAGAUAUUGACUGGGAGUACCUAGGCUGUUAGUGUCACAAUUAUCUGCAUAAAAUGAUGUGAUCCAUUACAACUUUAUACUGUAUAGUAAUAUACUACUGGUAUUUAAAUGCUUUUUGGAUUGAAAUGCUUGGUGGAUAUAAUACCAAUCCAUAAUACCCUUCCCCCAUAUCUCUCUCUCCCCCCUCUCCCUCUCCAGCUCUGUGUGAUAUGCACCCUAUGAGAGCUCUGUUCCUCAUCCCGAGGAACCCCCCUCCCAAACUCAAGUCCAAGAAGUGGUGAGUGUGCUGUUUGGUUCCUGCUGUUAUUUUUUCUGAAACUUCAGUUUUAUUUAAGGACCUAGCUAUUUUGUCUUGGCUCCCCUCCCCACCCUCCGUCCCUUCCUAUGCAGUGAUAAGAUUAUUUCCUUACCCUAGCCCUGCUGCGCUUUACUGAACUAUUUACGUCCAACACCAACUGGCCAUGGAUUCGUUUCAUAUACUGUACUUACCACUGGAAGUUCAGUGGCAUGUCAGAAAUGUUAUCACUAAGAGUAAUACAGUGCUCACCAACCUUUUCUGAGUCAAGAUUAGGGCUGUGGCGGUCAUGACAUUUUGUCAGUCAGUUAUAGUAAUGCAAAAGACUGCCGGUCUCACGGUAAUUGACUGUUAAUUAACAUAAACACAUUUAGUAUCUCCAGGCCUCAACACAUACAAGCCACUGAUACGCGCCUUUGGAACAUCUACAUUAAAAAAAGUAUAAUAAAUCAAUUGAAUAUACACCACCACAAUAAAUCCAUUAUUUAUUUUAGUCAGGUCUAAAGAAACAUUUUGAUAUGAAGAAAAUGUUGAUAAAAUAAACAGGAUAUGAGUUGGCCUACUGUAGGCGUAUGUUAUUUGGCUAUUCUCCAUGCCAUAGGCUUUAGGCUUGUUCAUUUAGCUGACAAGAUAUGCUUAUGUCCCGUGCCAUUAUUUUAUUUUAUUUUAUUUUAUUUUAUAGUAAGAAGAAUAUAAUUGAACUAAGCUGAAUAAAGUAGAACGGAUCUUUUUACCAUUACAGAGCGAGUGUGCAUAUGAAGUGGCUAGGUUGAGCGUAAAAGUGAUAAUUUGAAACAGGUCCUAUAUGCUAGAUUUAGAGUUAUUUGGCAACUUUAGUUGUGAAUGAUACAAACCUUAGGAUGCCUUAGAAAUCAAAAGAUGUAUGGGCUGCAUGAUGCGACUAUAGACUAUUGAUGAUUUGAGAAAGUAGCAAAAAAAGCUUGCUCUCUGUUCCUUGUAUAAUCAGUCAGUUAACAUGACCUUUAUGAAUGCUUAUUUUGAUUACAAAAAUGCUUCAAAAUUCACAAAUGAUCUCAUAUAACAAAAUGUGUAAGCUCUUCUAAGCCUGUGUUUACCACAUACCUUAUUUUCUGUGUUUAUCCCCCAAAAACUAUUCUUUCCCCAUUAAUUCCCCCCAUAUGAAUGGCUGAACGAACCAGAGGUAACUCAUUUCCGUUUUUUAGGACUACAAGCUGGGGAGCUCUAUUAGUCCAGUGGUCACCAACUAGUCGAUCUCCAAGUCAUUCAUAGUCGAUCACCAAACAUUUCUGUACAGAACCCAAUGAUAAAAGCCUUGCGUUCCCAUGAAAAUAGCAGUGAAAGAUCUACCUAAAGGAGCACUGUUGUACAUUGCCACUUUAAAUGUAUGGACACUCUGACUGUCUGUCUGUCUCUAUUUCACUCUCCCACACACACCUUUCCUGUUCUUCUCCUCUUUUUCUGAACACUCAUCUUGGGAUAGUUUUCAUUCCCAAUUACAUGUGACCUACAGGAGAUACCAGGCCUCCUAAAAGUCCCACUCACAACAGCUGUCCUAUCUCUCUCCACCAAACAGCUGUUACUCAACACCCCCCUCUGCCUCACCUGACUCUGACCCUCGUUAACCCCCCCCCCCCCCCACCCCCCCCACCAGGUCUAAGAAGUUUAUAGACUUUAUUGAGGGCUGCCUGGUGAAGACGUACACCAGCCGGCCAUCCACAGAGCAGCUCCUGAAGCACUCGUUCAUCCGGGACCAGCCCACGGAGCGCCAAGUCCGCAUCCAGCUCAAAGACCACAUUGACCGCACACGCAAGAAGAGGGGAGAGAAGGGUGAGAGAGGGAAGGGCCGGCCUGAGGCCUCUGUAAUUUGGGUUGAGCUAUUUUGUGUUUUCCAUGUCUGUGUGCAUAAUGGUUGAUUGAGACUGAGGGUGGGGUGUAUUAUGGUAUGGAGACUGAGGGUGGGGUGUAUUAUGGUCAUAAUAAGUACGUAUGUUUGCAGUACUACAGUGCAUUCGGAAAGUAUUCAGACCCAUUCACUUUUUCCACAUUUUGUUACGUUACAGCCUUGUUCUAAAAUUGAUUAAAUUAAAAAUGUUCCUCAUCAAUCUACAAACAAUACCCCAUAAUGUCAAAGAAAAAACGGCUAAUUAGCAAAUGUAUCAAAAUUUUAAAAAACUGAAAUACCUUAUUUACAGAAGGAUUCCGACACUUUGCUAUGAGACUCGAAAUUGAGCUCAGGUCCUGUUUCCAUUGAUCAUCCUUGAGAUGUUUCUACAACUUGAUUGGAGUCCACCUGUGGUAAAUUCAAUUGAUUGGACAUGAUUUGGAAAGGCACAUGCCUUUCUAAAUAAGGUCCCACAGUGGACAGUGCAUGGCAGAGCAAAAACCAAGCCAUGAGGUCGAAGGAAUUGUCCGUAGAGCUCCGAGACAGGAUUGUGUCGAGGCACAGAUCUGGUGAAGGGUACCAAAACAUUUUUGCAGCAUUGAAGGUCCCCAAGAACACAGUGGCCUCCAUCAUUAUUAAAUGGGAGAAGUUUGGAACCACCAAGACCUGGCCGCCCGGCCAAACUGAGCAAUCGGUGGAGAAGGGCCUUGGUCAGGGAGGUGACCAAGAACCCAAUGGUCACUCUGACAGAGCUCCAGAGUUCCUCUGUGGAGAUGGGAGAACCUUCCAGAAGGACAACCAUCUCUGCAGCACUCCACCAAUCAGGCCUUUAUGGUAGAGUGGCCAGACGGAAGCCACUCCUCAGUAAAAGGCACAUGACAACUCGCUUGGAGUUUGCCAAAAGGCACCUAAAGGACUCUCAGACCAUGAGAAACAAGAUUUUCUGGUCUGAUGAAACCAAGAUUGAACUCUUUGGCCUGAAUGCCAAGCGUCACAUCUGGAGGAAACCUGGCACCAUCCCUACGGUGAAGCAUGGUGGUGGCAGCAUCAUGCUGUGGGGAUGUUUUUCAGCGGCAGGGACUGGGAGACUAGUCAGGAUUGAGGGAAAGAUGAAUACAGAGAGAUCCUUAAUGAAAACCUGCUCCAGAGCGCUCAGGACCUCAGACUAGGGCGACGGUUCACCUUCCAACAGGACAAUGACCCUAAGCACACAGCCAAGACAACGCAGGAGUGGCUUCGGGACAAGUCUCUGAAUGUCCUUGAGUGGCCCGGACUUGAACCCGAUCGAACAUCUCUGGAGAGAACAUGAAAAUAGCUGUGCAGCGACGCUCCCCAUCCAACCUGACAGAGCUUGAGAGGAUCUGCAGAGAAUAAUAGGAGAAACUCCCCAAAUACAGGUGUGCCAAGCUUGUAGUGUCAUACCCAAGAAGACUCAAGGCUGUAAUCGCUGCCAAAGGUGCUUCAACAAAGUACUGAGUAAAGGGUCUGAAUGCUUAUGUAAAUGUGAUAUCUCCAUUAUUAUUUUUAUACAUUUGCUAAAAUGUCUAAAAAACGGUUUUUGCUUUGUCAUUAUGGGGUAUUGUGUAUAGAUUGAUGAGGGGGAAAAACAAACAAUUUAAUCAAUUUUAGAAUAAGGCUGUAACGUAACAAUGUGGAAAAAGUCAAGGGGUCUGAAUACUUUCCGAAUGCACUGUAUAUGCUAUGCGUUCUGAUUUCUGUUCUAUCUCUCACUCUCUUUGUUUCAGAGGAGACAGAGUAUGAGUACAGUGGCAGUGAUGAGGAGGAUGAGAACCGUGGGGAAGACGGAGAGUCCAGGUAACACAACACUCCCCCAAUAACGUUACUACCCAAUGCAAUACCCCAGGAAUAUAAGGUCACAGUGUCCUGAGAUGAAUGACACAAUCUCUUGCUUCUCUACUAUGAUCUCUCCAUCACCUCAUCCUACUAUAUUUCUCUGUCUAUCUGCGUCGUCCUCUCUAACCCUUCCACCUCUCUAACCAUUCCACCUCUCUAACCCUUCCACCUCUCUAACCCUUCCACCUCUCUAACCCUUCCACCUCUCUAACCCUUCCACCUCUCUAACCCUUCCACCUCUCUAACCCUUCCACCUCUCUAACCCUUCCACCUCUCUAACCCUUCCACCUCUCUAACCCUUCCACCUCUCUAACCCUUCCACCUCUCUAACCCUUCCACCUCUCUAACCCUUCCACCUCUCUAACCCUUCCACCUCUCUCUCUCUCUGUCCUCUAGUACCUCCAUCCUGAAUGUGCCUGGUGAGUCGACAUUGAGGCGGGACUUCCUGCGUCUGCAGCAGGAGAACAAGGAGCGGUCGGAGGCUCUGAAGAGACAGCAGGCCCAGCUGGCUGCCCAGCGCCGAGACCCAGAGGAACACAAGAGACAGCUGCUGCACGACCGACAGAAACGCAUCGAGGAGCAGAAAGAACAGCGCCGCCGCCUGGAAGAGGUAAUACACACAGGCCUUUUAUUCAUUAGAUUUGCUCACCUCCUGCGCCCUCUCUCCUCCGUCCUCUCUCACCUCCUUUUGAAAAAGGUAAAAGUUAAUCGAGGAGAGUCGGAGAGGGAAAGUGGACAAAUGCGCUCGUAUGAAAUGACUCUCCUUCUCGACUCGCGCGUCAUCAGGCAAAUUACAUUUACAGGGGUGGAUUCCCAAAUAAAUGUGUAAAGUGAUCAAAUGUCUUGCAUAACUAACUUUUUUUUUUUUAUCGAUAAAAGGAGGCUAUCGCUAUUUUAUCCAGCUAUUUAUGUCACAGUAGCCAGGUUUACUGGGCUUGUACUAGGCUGUUAUGUAUAUUGCCAUAACACACUGUACAGUGUUUUUGGAGAUACCGUUAUACAGCGUGAUAUGAAGGUUGCUAAUUUAGCAAGUUGGCCACGAUAUCUAUAUUACAUUUUUUAUUAAUUAUAAUAAUACAUCAUUUUACAUAAUUUCUGUGCCAACUAAAAUAAUUCCACUGGAUUUAAAUCUCAGAUGUUGGAUUCACCACAUACAGUAUGCAGUAGAUGGGAAUUGACUAUCACAAGGUCAGGUAUCAACCUUUCUUCAUGGAGAGAUUUUUUAUUUUUAUUGCUGAAUGUUCUCUGGAGAUAGAUCAACAAGAGAAGACAAGCAUCUUAAAUGUAAAACAUGUCAUUAGCAAGUUCUAUCUAGUUUUAAUACAACAAAGAGGCAGCCUCUCUUAAGGGAGAUGCUUUAAUAGGGAGGCUGUAGUGUCUUUUGAGAAGGCGGCUUAAAACUAUUCAGGGCGAUAUCAAUUAAAGUGAUGCUCUAAAGUGAUGCUCCAGAGGUUUUGUAUCAUUUCAGCCAGUAGUUUUAAAAUUAGUGCUCACGAACCAAAACGGGCCCCUGAGAAUUGUACACAAGAGGCAGGAAUUCAGUUGGUGAGGGAUUAAUAUUGCACCAUUCCUGUUAGUAGAGACAUUGAAGAGUAGGAAUAUUGUCAAAGACUCCAGCCACCCUAGUCAUAGACUGUUCUCUCUGCUACCUCACGGCAAGCGGUACCGGAGCACCAAGUCUAGGUCCAAAAGGCUUCUUAACAGCUUCUACCCCCAAGCCAUAAGACUCCUGAACAGCUAAUCAUGGCUACCCGGACUAUUUGCGUUACCAACCCCCUCUUUUACGCUGCUGCUACUCUGUUUAUUAUUUAUGCAUAGUCACUUUAACUCUACCCACAUGUACAUAUUACCUCGACUAACCAGUGCCCCUGCACAUUGACUCUGUACUGGUACCACCUGUAUAUAGCCUCCCUACUGUUAUUUUAUUUUACUGCUGCUCUUUAAUUAUUUUCUAUCUGUUGUUUUUUUUACUUAUCUAUUUAUUACUUAACACUUGUUUUUUCUUGUUUUUUUACUGCAUUGUUGGUUAAGGGCUUGUAAGCAUUUCACUGUAAGGUCUACACCUGUUGUAUUCGGCGCAUGUGGCAAAUAAAAUUUGAUUUCAUUAUGAAAAUAAAUAGUUAAAAUGUAAAAAGCCUAAAAAGCAAGAAUUUUGUAAAAAUGUGCUUAACCAGGCAGUUGAUACUGUAUGUAAUAAAAGGAAACUGCACUUUGUCAUAUUAUCUCCAAAUCUCUGAAUAUGUGGGAAACAUGGUAGAAGAACCUGGAUCAUAUGAAAUGUAUCAUUCAUUUUGAGGGGCAUUGCACUAUACACCACCUGAAAACACAUUCAUUUCAAAGUAAUUGAAUAUUAAUGUUUGGACAUAAAUUACCAUAAUUUGUUAAAAUUUGAUAUCAAUCCUCAUUUACCAAAGCUUACAAACCUAUAAACUCCAUUGAAGCAGACCUAAAGUAUUUUUAAAAAAUAUUGUUGAGAUGCUAUGCAAAUUGCAAUUCUAAUAUACAAAACAUUAAGAACACCUUCCUAAUAUUGGUGAAGAGACAGAAUCAUUAGAUCAUUUGUUUUGGUACAGUCCAUAUGUAGCUUUUUUUUGGUCGCAGGUCCAGGAAUGGCUGAAGAAUUGCAACAUUUACCAGGCGCUAACUCUGUAGAUAGCACUAAUGGGUGAUUUGAAAAGUCAGUCAAUCGAUCAAUAAUAUAUAAUACGUUUAGCAAAAAAAUUUAUGUUUAAUUUACAAUCUGUAGAAACUAUGAGAAUAGAAAGGUUCAGAACUUUUGUGAAACAGCACAGUUGAAAAAUAUAUGGCAAAUAGAAAUCCAAUAUGGAUGGUGUUAAGAGAUAGAUGGGAGGGGUUGAAUGGCACUGAAGGGUGGGAUUAAUAAAAACUAAUGUAAAAUAUACUGUGUCCGUAAAAUGUGUAUAGGUUCAGAGCUUUUGUGAAACAGCACAGUUAAAAAAUAUAUGGCAAAUAGAAAUCAAACUGGAUGGUCUUCAGAAAUAGAUGGGAGGGGUUGAAGGUAGCGGAAGGAUAGGAGUAAAAACAAACACAAGAUAACUAUUGUAAAAUAGAUUGUGUCCGUAAAAUAUAUGUAUAAGCAGGAAGUAGAAGCCGAAGUGUUGUUGUUCAUUAGUUUACUCCAAUUAGGGGAGGGGUGGUAGGGUUAGUGGAAAAUAAUAAAGGAAAAUAUAUUUGAAAAAUAUGUAUGUAUGUAUAUGUAGGGUACCAGUCAAAAGUUUGGACACACCUACUCACUGAAGGUGUUAAACAAAUGUUAUAUUUGAGAUUCCUCAAAGUAGCCACCCUUUGCCUUGAUGACAGCUUUGCACACUCUUGGCAUUCUCUCAACCAGCUUCACCUGGAAUGCUUUUCCAACAGUCUUGAAGGAGUUCCCACAUAUGCUGAGCACUUGUUGGCUGCUUUUCCUUCACUCUGCGGUCCAACUCAUCCCAAACCAUCUCAAUUGGAUUGAGGUCGGGUGAUUGUUGAGGCCAGGUCAUCUGAUGCAGCACUCCAUCACUCUCCUUCUUGGUAAAAUAGCCCUUACAGAGCCUGGAGGUGUGUUGGGUCAUUGUCCUGUUGAAAAACAAAUGAUAGUCCCACUAAGCGCAAACCAGAUGGGAUGGCACAUCACUGCAGAAUGCUGUGGUAGCCAUGCUAGUUUAGUGUGCCUUCAUGCUUCACUGUGGGAACCACACAUGUGGAGAUCAUCCGUUCACCUACUCUGCAUCUCACAAAGACAUGGCGGUUGGAACCAAAAAUCUCUCUAUGUACAGUUGAAGUCGGAAGUUUACAUACACUUAGGUUGGAGUCAUUAAAACUCGUUUUUCAACCACUCCAGAAAUGUCUUGUUAACAAACUAUAGUUUUGGCAAGUUGGUUAGGAUAUCUACUUUGUUUAUGACAAAAGUAAAUUUUCCAACAAUUGUUUACAGACAGAAUAUUUCACUUAUAAUUCACAGUAUCACAAUUCUAGUGGGUCAUAAGUUUACAUACACUAAGUUGACUGUGCCUUUUAAACAGCUUGGAAAAUUCCAGAAAAUUAUGUCAUGGCUUUAGAAGCUUCUGACAGGCUAAUUGACAUCAUUUGAGUCAAUUGGAGGUGUACCUGUGGAUGUAUUUCAAGGCCUACCUUCAAACUCAGUGCCUCUUUGCUUGACACCAUGGGAAAAUCAAAGGAAAUCAGCCAAGACCUCAGAAAAAAAAUUGUAGACCUCCACAAGUCUGGUUCAUCCUUGGGAGCAAUUUCCAAAUGCCUGAAGGUACCCCGUUCAUCUGUACAAACAAUAGUACGCAAGUAUAAACACCAUGAGACCACGCAGCCGUUAUACCGCUCAGGAAGGAGACGCGUUCUGUCUCCUAGAAAUGAACGUACUUUGGUGCGAAAAUUGCAAAUCAAUCCCAGAACAACAGCAAAGGAUCUUGUGAAGAUGCUGGAGGAAACAUGUACAAAAGUAUCUAUAUCCACAGUAAAACAAGUCCUAUAUUGACAUAACCUGAAAGGCCGCUCAGCAAGGAUGAAGCCACUGUUCCAAAACCGCCAUAAAAAAGCCAGACUACGGUUUGCAACUGCACAUGGGGACAAAGAUCGUACUUUUUGGAUAAAUGUCUUCUGGUCUGAUGAAACAGAAAUAGAACUGUUUGGCCAUAAUGACCAUCGUUAUGUUUGGAGGAAAAAGGGGGGACUUGCAAGCCGAAGAACACCAUCCCAACUGUGAAGCACGAGGGUGGCAGCAUCAUGCUGUGGGGGUGCUUUGCUGCAGGAGGGACUGGUGCACUUCACAAAAUAGAUGGCAUCAUGAGGAAGGAAAAUUGUGGAUAUGUUGAAGCAACAUCGCAAGACAUCAGUCAGGAAGUUAAUGCUUGGUCGCAAAUGGGUCUUCCAAAUGGACAAUGACCCCAAGCAUACUUCCAAAGUUGUGGCAAAAUAGCUUAAGGACAACAAAGUAAAGGUAUUGGAGUGGCCAUCACAAAGCCCUGACCUCAAUCCGAGCAAGAAGGCCUACAAACCUGACUCAGUUGCACCAGCUCUGUCAGGAGGAAUGGGCCAAAAUUCACCCAACUUAUUGUGGGAAGCUUGUGGAAGGCUACCCGAAACGUUUGACCCAAGUUAAACAAUUUAAAGGCAAUGAUACCAAAUUGAGUGUAUGUAAACUUCUGACCCACUGGGAAUGUGAUGAAAUAAAUAAAAGCUGAAAUAAAUCAUUCUCUCUACUAUUAUUCUGACAUUUCACAUUCUUAAAAUAAAGUGGUGAUCCUAACUGACCUAAGACAGGGACUUUUUACUAGGAUUAAAUAUCAGGAAUUGUGAAAAACUGAGUUUAAAUGUAUUUGGCUAAGGUGUAUGUAAACUUCCGACUUCAACUGUAUGUAUACAGUACCAGUCAAAAGUUUGGAGACACCUAUUCAUUCCAGGGUUUUUAUUUUAUUUUUACUAUUUUCGACAUUUGUAGAAUAAUAGUGAAGACAUCAAAACUAUGAAAUAACACAUGGAAUCAUGUAUUAACCAAAAAAGUGACUAACUUCUGUAUGCUAACUAGCUUAUAUGAACCAGAGUCAGCGUUUAGCAGCCAUUUACCUCAUCUAUGGCAUUGCUGGUAUGGCCGUAUUUCGACUUCUCAACAGCCUGGUAGAGCUCUGUUGCACAUCAAGUUGAAAAAAAUAAUAUUGAAAGUUCCUAUUUGAGUUCUUAGUAGUAGGAAUGUAAGUUUUUAAUAAUACAAAAAAAAAAAAAAAAAAAUAUAUAUAUAUAUAUAUAUAUAUAUAUAUAUAUAUAUAUAUAUAUAUAUAUAUAUAUAUAUAUAUAUAAUUAUUUUUUUUUAAAUGUUUUAUAAGAGACAGUUAAAGGGUUAAAAAAACAACUGUCCAAGUGUUUGAAUCAGGGAGCAGGUCAGUCUCAGAGAAGGAGCAGGGCUGCAGUGGCUGGCAGUACAUGUGUGACUCACGACCAACAUCUCCUUCCUCCUCCUUCCGUUCUCUUUCUCUCUCGCUUGCUCUCUCUCACACCUUUUAUUUCCUCUCACAGUGGAGGAAAAAAACUAACGGUUUAUGCAAAAGAAAGGCAUCCAUUCUAACCACAACCUAAUGUGCAAAAGUGGCCUCUACUCAUUUCUCUCCCUCUCUCUCCUGUCAUCCCUCUCCCUCUCAGCAACAGAGAAAAGAGCGAGAGAUGGUGAGACAGCAAGAAAAGGGCCCCCAUCGGAGACUUGACGAUAUAAGGAGGGAGGAGGAUAGGAGGCUGGCCGAAAGGGAGCAGGUAACCAACCACGAGAAGCUCAGGAGCACAAUCAGCCAAUUGGGGAGAGGUGUGGGCGAAGCCUACUCUGCAGGCUACUGCAAGCCACUCUGGCUGUGGAAUGUCUGUGAGCUGGUUGCCAUGGCAGCAGUGAUCUAAAUUAGUGUAUUUAUACAGAGAUGAGUUUUCUGUGGGUGAGCUCAGUUUCUGCGUCUCUCUUUUGCUUCGUUUCCGCUCUACCUUAGUAACACUGUGACUGGCAUUAUAUCACAGUCAACCUACGUUUUAUAAUCAAUUCUCCUUUUCUCCAUAAACCGUUUAACUCUCCUACCAUUGCCCGUUUCUUCACGAUAACUAACCUGCAUCGAGUCCUAAAUGAAGAAGUGAUGCAAUUUAUAUGGAUUUGUAUUGUAGAGUCAAACAGUCUAACUGUAAAAACGAAUACCGUUUGCAGUAGCUUUUAGUUUACCUGUAGAACUUUAAAGCCUUGACAAAUCACUAGGGCUGUGUACUAACUAGUGUAUGACAGUCAUAAUUCCCCCCUACAUCGUGGUCUAUUUAUAUCUAUCCUCUUCUUCUCCAUUGUCUUUCCUUUCCCUCUUCACCCCUCCUCCACCUCUCUUCAGGAGUUCAUAAGACAUAAGUUAGAGGAGGAACAGCGGCAGUUAGAAAUCCUUCAGCAGCAGCUGCUUCAGGAGCAGGCACUGCUCAUGGUAACUCUCUUCCUUCCUUUAUCCUGCAGUCACCUCCUCUCCUCAGCCCUAGUCUACCCCUACCUCUGCCUGCAGUGCAUACUGCUUACCCUCUUCCUCCUCCUACUGGCACUUCACACCUCUCACCACUAGAGGCAUCAAACACGCCAGUUUGAUGGUUUGCACUAACGCACUGUAUUUUGCUCCUUACUUUACGAAAUAAUGUAUUGAGAGAACUGGAGAAUCAUUGAGAGAACCCUGAGAAUAAGGCCCUUGUCUAUGUAUACCCUGCAUGAUGUCCCCAUCUUUGUAUGUAGGAUUGUGUCUGUUUUGGGGGCAUGUCAAAGGGAUGUAUAUUGUGUACUAGCCCUGCUCAGUCCUACAAAAGUGUGCUUUGACCGUAUCAUGGUGUUUGUGCAGGAGUACAAGCGUAAGCAGCUGGAAGAGCAGAGGCAGUCGGAGCGUCUGCAGAGGCAGCUGCAGCAGGAGCAUGCCUACCUGGUGUCCCUGCAGCAGCAGCAACAGGACAAGAAGCCCCAGCCCCUCUACCACUACAGCAAGAAUGUGGAGCCCAACAAUAAGCCUGCCUGGGCCAGAGAGGUACAAUAAUGCCACACAGACAUGAACAGUGGAACGUGCUCUUACUUCACAUUAAAUAACCCUAGGGACCACACCUUUCAUUAAAUAGGGUUUUAUAACCUAGAGUAAUAUAGAGUACUACCAGAGGAAUAUAUUUAGCAAUUACCCUGUAACAAGCUAGCAUCAAGCAGUUAUGCUGUAUCACCUUAGGUGUCAUCUUUUUUCCUGUAACUUAGUCUGAUUUGACAUCUCUGUGAUGUGCUUUCUCCCUCCCUCUCCCCCAUCUCUUCUCCCCUUCUUUCCCUCCAUUUUCCUCUCUCCCUCUGUCUCAGGUGGAGGAGCGCAGUAAGCUCAACAGGCAGGGCUCCCCCAAAAUCUGCACCACUGUCUCUGACACUGCCAUCCAAUCACGCUCCGACUCCAUCAGCCAAUCCGGAGGGGGCCAGGCUGCUCAGACCCCGCCUAUGCAGCGGCCUGUUGAACCUCAGGGGGGGCAGGGCAAGGUGUGUGUGUGUGUGUUGGCGUUUAUGUUAAUCUGAGAAUAUAUUUGUGUGUACUUUAUUAAUAUGUUUCCCCUUGUUACAAUAUAGUGUAGACAUGUUUAAAUACUGGUUUAUCACAGUGGAGGCUACAAUGUGUCAAAGUUGAGAGAAAAAUGAGAUGUUCUAUUCUUCCCCAUGUCUUUUUCCUUGGACUGUCUAAUAAUGUUUAUUUUACCUUUAUUUAUUUCCAAUCUUCUUUUCCUUCCUUUUCUCCCCUCUCCUCCUCCUGGACCCACCCUCUUCCCUUCUUAUUGCUUUCAUAUUGUCUUAUUGCCCUAAUUUAUUCCCCGCACAAUCCUCCCUCCUAUCUCACUCUAUUCUGCUUGCUCUCACUGCCGACCCUGCCCUCUCCUCCACUGCCAUAUUCACCUCCUCCAUUCCCUCCUCCCUCACUGCUGCCCCCCUUCAGUUCCAGAUGGCCCACUUGGUCCCGCUCAAGCCCUACGCUGCCCCUGUCCCCCGCUCCCAGUCCCUGUGUGACCAGCCCACUAAGACCAUGUCCGCCUUCCCCACCCAGGAUCCCUCCCCCACCCCCCGCCCCGUCCACUCCAGGGAGCUGGUCCGACAGAACUCUGACCCCACCUCCGAGAGCCCCGCCCCACAGCCUCGCAAAAGGGAGGACCGCGGCCCCUGGAUCCGCCUGCCAGAGAUCGAACAGCCGCCAAAGGUGAGAGGCCACCUGCUGGGUUUUAGUCUUUAAAAUAUAUAUACAAAAGUAUGUGGACACCCCUUAAAAUUAGUGGAUUUGGAUAUUUCAGCCACACCCUUUGCUGACUGGUGUAUAAAAUUGAGCACACAGCCAUGCAAUCUCCAUAGCCAAACAUUGGCAGUAGAAUGGCCUUACUGAAGAGCUCAGUGACUUUCAACGUGGCACCGUCAUAGGAUGCCACCUUUCCAACAAGUCAAUUUGUCAAAUUUCUGCCCUGCUAGAGCUGCCCCGGUCAACUGUAAGUGCUGUUAAGUGGAAACAUCUAGGCGCAACAACGGCUCAGCCGCGAAGUGGUAGGCCACACAAGCUCACAGAAUGGGACCGCUGAGUGCUGAAGCGCAUAAAAAUUGUCUGUCCUCAGUUGCAACACUUACUACCAAGUUCCAAACUGCUUCUGGUAGCAACGUCAGCACAAUAACUGUUAGUCGGGAGCUUCAUGAAAUGGGUUUCCAUGGCCGAGCAGCCGCACACAAGCCUAAGAUCACCAUGCGCAAUGCCAAGUGUCGGCUGGAGUGGUGUAAAACUCGCCGCCAUUGGACUCUGGAGCAGUGGAAACGUGUUUUCUGGAGUGAUGAAUCACGCUUUACCAUCUGGCAGUUCAACGGCCGAAUCUGGGUUUGGCGGAUGCCAGGAGAACGCUACCUGCCCCAAUGGAGAGUGCCAACUGUAAAGUAGUUUGGUGGAGGAGGAAUAAUGGUCUGGGGCUGUAUUUUAUGCUUUGGGCUAGGCCCCUUAGUUCCAGUGAAGGGAAAUCUUAACGCUACAGCAUACAAAGACAUUCUAGACGAUUCUGUGCUUCCGACUUUGUGGCAACAGUUUGGGGAAGGCCCUUCCCUGUUUCAGCAUGACAAUGCCCCCGUGCACAAAGCGAGGUCCAUACAGAAAUGGUUUGUCGAGGUCUGUGUGGAAGAACUUGACUGGCCUGCACAGAGCCCUGACCUCAACCCCAUCGAACACCUUUGGGUUCAAUUGGAACGCCGACUGCGAGCCAGACCUAAUCGCCCAACAUCAGUGCCUGACCUCACUAAGGUUCUUGUGGCUGAAUGGAAGCAAGUCCCCGAAGCAACAUCUACUGGAAAGCCUUCCCAGAAGAGUGGAGGCUGUUAUAGCAGCAAAGGGGGGACCAAGUCCAUAUUUAUGCCCAUGAUUUUGGAAAAAGAUGUUUGACGAGCAGGUGUCCACAUACUUUUGGUCAUGUAGUGUAUUUAGUAAUGUCGGAUAUCACUAUCUUUCGCAGAUUCCCCAGAGGACAGCCUCCAUUGCCACAGCUCUCAACACCAACCUCUCCUCUGGCAUCAGGCAUCCAGUCAGAGCCAGGUAACUCAGACGGACACAUCUAAGCUACUCUCAUUCUAAUCCCGGCUCCUAGAACCAAAUCUCCCGCUACUUGAUUUAGGUUUUGGCGGCAAACACUUUCCAAUCUGUCUUAGCGAAGUCCGUGCCUCCCUAUGCCAAAGCCUGUUCCCAGUCCCUCCCUCUCUCUUCAGAAAGUGCACAUAUGUUUAUUAAUAUUUUAUGUGCUGCAUGCUAACAUGGAGGUAUCUGGCGAUGGUUUUUGAUGAAACUAUUUUGCGGGUAAGCAAUGUUUAUUAGAGAAUUGAGGCUAAAAUGUGUCCCCACUGAACCACACCUCCGCGAAAUCAUGAUUCGUCAAAAUAAUCAGCUGAUACUAAUCUAACGCACCGAACAGAAAAUCAGUUUUACUCCCUGUCUCACUCAUGAGCUCAUUUGGCGAUACAUUUCAACGUGUGUGUCAGAAGACUAUUCUGAUUCCAAUCAUGACACUUGAAUGAUGGUAGAUCAUGACAAAGUUAUGAUAUUCACUGCUGAGGCUUGAUAACUGAUCUUAUCUCUUCCUUGUAACAGCAACCCAGACCUCAGCCGCAACGACCGUUGGGAGAGAGGAGAUAGCAUGAACCUUGUGUCCAGUCUACCCCAGACUGGCUCUCUGGAGAGGCACCGGAUACUCAGUGAGUCUAUCACAUUCUCUAUGACUCUGCUAAUCCCCUCUCUUUCUGUUGAUCCCUCUUAUGGAAUGAAGCAAGCCCCAACAAUAAUGUUAGGAAGCCCCCAUGGUGACAUUCAGAAUGUUGGUUUCAGGCUCCUCCAAAAUAGACUCCCCCAUACUAGGCCAUGAUGGGCGCAUGAUGGGGCACAAGCCAGGGGAGUCUCGCACCUCGUCCCGCCCCAGUCGCCCUGCUGUAAGUACCCCUCACCUGUAAAACACACUCACUAUGAACACUGCAUGAAAGGGAUUCAGACAGCACUUUACACACCCUUCCCUUUUCUCAGCUGUUCACACACUUUUUUUUGUAGAAAUAUAUCUUUCUCUUUUCACUGACUAUUCUGCACUAUUGUAACCUCUGCACUCACUCCCCAAUCCAUACAACUGAUCUUUUUCUGGAUAGUGACUCCUGCACUAACAGUUUCUCUCUUUUUCCUAUCCUAUUCGCUGCACUUUCUUCUUUUUACACCACUCACUUCCCUGUUUGUCUAUUGCUUCUUCCAAUGCACAGAGUUACAAGAGAGCUAUAGGAGAGGUUAGUAUCUGUGUGUGUGCUGUGAUACACAUGUUUUUACGUUCUCAAUGUCAGGCCGCUGUGUUAAGUUACACAUGCCUGUCAUAGUCCUAGUAUGCUGGCAAAACCUGUCGUCUGUGUGCCGUGUGUGUGUUCAGGACCAUGGACUGUAUGCUAAAGAGCGUCCUGAGGAGCAGCCCAGACCGCCGGUGAAGGCCAACGACUACUCCUCAUCCUCAGAAGGCAGUGAGAGCAGUGAGGAGAGUGAGAGUGGAGAGGGGAAUGAGGAGGACAGCCCCACAGACCGGUCAGUACCAGGGUGGGAGACACACACACUGACAAACCGAAAGGAGAAAAAAUAAAUGGCUUUUUACAGAGACCGCUUCUUGUGGGAAUAAUGACAUUGAAAGGCCAUUCUAUCCUCUUUUUACCACCACCCUGAUCUUCCCUUGUUUUAUUUUCCUGUCCAUUGCAUAUCCUCCACUGUGCGCUGUUCUGUCCUUUUCCUCUGUUUCUUCCUCCCUGACUUCCUCUCCUGUCUGUCUUUAGUCCCAGGGAUGCAGACACUGACUCGGUCAACACCAUGGUUGUUCAUGAGGAGGAGGGCGAGGGAGGGGAGGAGGGGCAGGCUGGAGUCUACAGGGACCAGACCAUGCUGGUGCAGAGGGUAAGUUAUCUGUCUUUCAGGAAGUAGCCUACGGGACUAGAGAGAAGUCAUCUGUGUUAAACACGUAUGUACGCAUGUGUGUGGAGUUGUGUAAAUGUGUGUGGGUGGUCAGGUUACUCUAAUGUAGGGGGUUGUGUUAGACCAUUGUGACUGGUUUGUCCCUGUUGCCUGGCAGACACCAGAGAAGCGGAGCCACAAUGGAUACACCAACCUGCCUGACGUGGUGCAGCCCUCCCACUCCCCCACUGACUCAGCCUCCCACUCCUCCCCUGGGAAAGACUCUGUCUAUGAUGUGAGUCUCUCUGACUGUCUGUCACCCUGAAUACAAGUACAAUCCAUCUGUCUCCAUGUACAUGUUUCUCUGCCCAAACUCCAUUCUCUCCCUUCUUCCUGUUUCUCCCAGUAUCAGUCUAGGGGUCUAGUCAAGGCGUCAAGUGGCAAGUCCUCCUUCACCACCUUUGUUGACCUGGGCAUGUACCAGCCACCAGGUGACACUGCGGAUGCCAUCUCUGUGGGCAGUAAGUACAGACAGAACGUAUCAUUAUCAAGAGGUUAAAUGAGGUUCCCCUAUACACCUUCACUUCCCUCUUCUAGUCUCUAGCUUCAGUACUCGGCUCACAAUCCAGCAUCUUUUACUUUACUGCUGUUAGUAAAUCUGAGUCAUGGAAAUGUCUCACAGCAGGAGGGCAGCAUUUGCCCACAGUAGCUUGAUUCAAUAUUAUCAUUCCCUUAAGGAAGUUUGGGCUUUUGUAGAAUAAAAAACAUGGGUUGUAUUUCUCUCCUCUUCCCUCUAAACUCUGCCUGCUUCCCUGCCUCCCUCCUGCUGUGUCCAGGCCUGGGCUCCAGAUUUGAGCAGCUGAAGAUGGAGGUGAGGAAAGGCUCCAUGGUGAAUGUGAACCCCACCAACACACGCCCCCACAGCGACACCCCUGAGAUCCGCAAGUACAAGAAGAGGUUCAACUCUGAGAUCCUAUGUGCUGCUCUCUGGGGUGAGACUGACAGCACGCUGGUCUAAGCUAUAGCCCACACUGUAAUCAUUUUAUUCCAUCCAGCAUGAGUAUGACAUCUUUUACAAAUUUCCUGUAGGUCCUGAUUGAUUGCAUUUUGGGGAUAUUUGUAUCUAACUGUGUGUGUGAUUCCCAGGUGUGAACCUGCUGGUUGGGACAGAGAACGGUCUGAAGCUGCUGGACCGUAGUGGUCAGGGGAAGGUCUACCCCCUCAUCAACUCCCGCAGGUUCCAACAAAUGGAUGUCCUAGAGGGACUGAACCUGCUUAUCACCAUAUCAGGUGAUUUAAUACUGCUCAGCACUUUUCACACACUGCGCUCAUCUGGGGUUUGUUCAGGAUAGUGCAUCGUCUCAAAAUCUUCAGAUAGAAUCGGUUAGCUCUACGUUUUGCCUUUCUAUCUGCAACGUUCUGAACGUUUCACUUAUCUGAAUACACCCGUGGACAAGGACCUGUGCAUCACAAACCCCAUCUGUUGCUACUCAGACCCUUUUCUUAUCCACUGUAUAACCUCUUACUUUCUGUCUGUGUGUGUGUCCGCCCCAGGUAAGAAGAACAAGGUGCGUGUGUACUACCUGGCCUGGCUGAGGAACAAGAUCCUCCACAAUGACCCAGAGGUGGAGAAGAAGCAGGGCUGGACCACUGUAGGGGAGAUGGAGGGAUGUGUGCACUACAAAGUGGGUGAGUAAAGGGAGGAAGGAAACAGAAGAGUAACAGUGAUGUGACCUGUUAUUGCAUUCAGUUUUUCCAAAAAUGUAUAUUUACACAUGGUUUUGUCUUUUUGGCAGUGAUUAUUUAUAGCAUAAUAUAAAGGCUCUAAUCCCGCUUUGUUGUUUGUGUCUAGUGAAAUAUGAGAGGAUCAAGUUCCUGGUGAUAGCUAUGAAGAAUGCUGUGGAGGUAUAUGCCUGGGCUCCCAAGCCUUAUCACAAAUUCAUGGCCUUCAAGGUAGGUCUCACUUUUCCUUCCUCAUUGUUCUGAAUGCCAGGUGUUCUAUUUCCCACAGCCUGUCAACCAGAACAACAUUCAAAAUCCCUUAUGUUCUCUCUCUUUCUCCUCUCUCUUUCCGUCUCCCAUCUCUCUCUCUCCUCUAGUCCUUUGGUGACCUGCCCCACAGGCCCCAGUUGGUAGACCUCACAGUGGAGGAAGGUCAGAGGUUGAAGGUCAUCUACGGCUCCAUUGCUGGCUUCCACGCCAUCGACGUGGACUCUGGGAACAACUAUGACAUCUACAUCCCAGUGCAUGUAGGUGGAGAAGUUCCUCAUGUAACACCACACACACACACACACACACACAGAUAAACAGGGCCAGACAGAAACUAUGGGGGCAGAAUAUCCUUAAGCCCCCACAAAUCCUUCCAAAUCAAAUAGACUUGGGAAUUCAUUCACACCUAAAAUAGCUACAAAACAUGAAUAAUAAUCAGUUUUAUUGAUUAGAUGCCCAAACUUGACAGGUAUUGAUAUAAAAACGUUCUCACAGAUUCCACCCACUUCUUGCUAGAUUUACAUUUUAUUUUAGUCACUUCACAGCAGUGUUGUAGUACUCGAUUCGGACUCGUCCCGAUUUUCAUGACUUGUGACUCAACCAUUGGUGACUCAGACUCGCCUUCUUGUGACUUGUAUUUGCACUUGGACUGAGUAUGCUACUAUGAUAAGCAGAAUAUUAGCAGAACUGUGUGCGCAGAGCAGCGAGGGUUCUGUUCUCUAGCAGUGGGAAGGACGCGCCACAGCCUACAUCAGCUGGUGAGCUGCUGCGACGCAAGCGAUGAGUGUGGGCAGACAGGCAAGGCAGGCUCUGCUCCGUCUCCACCUCCGAUCAUAGGCUACACGUUGUGCAAGCGACUCUGUUGCGUGCCCGUACCCACCGGUCACCAGUCUACUAUUUAGCUUUGCCUGGUUAAGAAACACAAACUACUUUACGAAAUUGAAAACCAUAGUAUUGAAUUUAAGAGUAAAACAGUCUAUCUAUUUCUCUCUCUCCCCUUGAGUAUAGAAAAGUAGGCUCUUUGAAUUUGUCGUCUCGCUCUACCCUCCCACUUUCCCCCCUGCAUCCUAUAGCCAGGUUCUGACAAGCCUGACGUUUUCACUCUGCAAUAAAGAACCUACACAAAUAUCAGUGGGUGAUUUACAAAAAAGUAGCUGAAAGCCUGUUACAAUUAUUGCAAAUAAUAGUCUGGUCAAUCUGACAAGAGCAAUAGCCAAUUCUGUCUAGAGAACAUUCAUCCAUUACUGACUUGACAUAACUAUUGAACAUUACAUUAAAAUAAAAUGUGAGCGUGUGAAUGAAUGACUUAUUUGUUUCAUAGUCUCUUGCAUAUUGCAGCCAUUUAUGACCAUUGGGCAACAGGAGGUAAAUCUUUGCGUUACUUCAAUGCUCACAUUAAAAUCUUCCCACCAGCCCCCCACUAGUUGUUGCUGGGAAGAUUUAUUCUACUAAAUCUGAGCCAAAUCAAUAGAGGCGCGAAUCUCUAGCAACAGACGAGCAUUGAGCCAUCAAGACGGCAGUACGAGUGUGCAAAAAAACAGCAGUAACCAAAAUACCAAAUAUGUCUAAAGAACCCCGAAUCAUUAAUUUUGCUUUCCACAUUUUUCAGCAGAUGGUGCAAAGAGUGUGGCGCAAUGUCAAAUAUGUAACAGAGAAAUGGAAGAGAAGACCGGAACCACUUUGAACUUCAAAACUCAGACCCAGUGAUUCAGACUUGAGCACUUUGACCUAGACUCAAGCACUGGGACUCGGACUUCAGCCAUAGGGACUAGUGACUCGACUAUUGGUGACUCGGAAUUAGCCAUAGGGACUCGUGACUCGACUAUUGGUGACUCGGAAUUAGCCAUAGGGACUCGUGACUCGACUAUUGGUGACUCGGAAUUAGCCAUAGGGACUCGUGACUCGACUAUUGGUGACUCGGACUUAGCCAUAGGGACUCGUGACUCUACUAUUGGUGACUCGGACUUAGCCAUAGGGACUCGUGACAUCACUAUUUAUGACUCGGACUUAGCCAUAGGGACUUGUGACUCGACUACAACACUGCUUCACAGACACUCUUAUUCAGAGCGAGAAUCAGUGCAUUUAACUGUUAGGUCAAACAAUAUUCUACUCCUUCUCCUCUCUGUGUGUGUGUGUCCAGAUCCAGUCCCAGAUAAUGCCCCAUGCCAUCGUGUUCCUGCCCAGCUCGGACGGCAUGGAGAUGCUGCUGUGUUACGAGGACGAGGGCGUCUACGUCAACACCUACGGACGCAUCAUCAAAGAUGUGGUGCUGCAGUGGGGCGAGAUGCCCACCUCCGUUGGUAUGGCACAUGUGUACAGGCAUACACACAUACACACACACUUCCUCUUAAAGUUGCCGUGUUCUGAGUUCUCUCCCUCUCUUUCUCUCUGUGCAGCCCAUAUCUGCUCCAACCAGAUCAUGGGUUGGGGAGAGAAGGCCAUAGAGAUACGUGCUGUAGAGACAGGCCACUUGGAUGGA
Molecule: messenger RNA, 44940 nt
Organism: Coregonus sp. 'balchen'
Lineage: Eukaryota; Metazoa; Chordata; Actinopteri; Salmoniformes; Salmonidae
Source: the annotation of a GenBank genome assembly